ACUGUGUGCAAGCUGGUCAAUGAAAAAAAAAAGAAAUAGCUGGAUUAAUUUUAUUUUUUAUUUUACUAUGUCACUAUAAUGCAUUCUUUUAAAGAGAAAUAAAUAUCCUUCAGUGAUCCAGUCCUGAAAUGCUAAGGUAUGAUGUUAUUUGUCACUCAGCCCAAAAAGUCCUAUUUUUUGAAAACUUUGCCAGAAGAGGGAGAGAGAGAGAGAGAGAGAGAGAGAAAAAAAAAGCAAAUAAUUCUCCCAGCUGCUUCCUGUCUACAGUGUCUGUGUAAAUGUAGAUAAAUGUGAGGAUUUUCUGUAAAUCUCUCUCCUGUUUGCUAAAUCUGUCACUCACUCUUAAAAUCAGAGCAGAUAGCGCCUACCCAAAUGGAACAAAGUCCACUUUAUUGAAAUGUACUGCUCUGAACAAUCUGCCUGGAAGUAUUCAUAUUAUUUUUUAUUUCUCGUUAUCACAGCUAACACUUUCAUUUUCAGACCCUGCACUUAUAAGAAGCAAUGGAAAAUAACAACAACAGUCUUUCAACACAAAUAUUUAAGUGCUACUUUUGUGAUGUCUUAAAGGUAACUCCCUUUCUUGUUUAAUCUAUGUUCUACUGUUUUACUUAAUUUUUAAAUAAUUUUAUGCUUGUUUUGUCUGUUUUGUCUUUUUUUUUUGUGUUGUGUUCACUCCAGCUGUCAAAUAGCUUUGGAUCUGACAGUUAGAAAAAUGCUGAUUGUGCAGUUUGUUAGUGAAGUCUGCACAUUUUUUUUUUGUGGUAUUUCUCAAUUCUAUAAAAUGUGAAUGUUAGCAAAUACUGCAUAUAGCUAUCUACUUUAAACUUAUUAGGAUAUUUUGCAUAUGUGAUUACUUUAUGUUAUGACAACAUACAUGUAUAUUAUGCAGUAACAGGAGCUGAUAGCCAAUGACAUACUGAGCUAUUUUAUUCAGUCAUUGAUUGUACUGCAGUUGUGUUAAUACACCUGUCAAUAUACUAACAAUGUGCACACCUUGAUUGUAAAAGUAAAGAGAUAGAUAAUGCUAGAUCAUGAUUUUCUAUGAAUUACUAGAAUCUACAUACUUUAUGAGUUUGAUUUCAAACUUUAUUUAUAUAAGGGGACUUUUGCAACAAAUGGCCUGAAUUCAUUGUGUUUGUGGGGUCUAUUCACUAAACAGUGAUUUAUGAUGAAUUAAGUAGAAACUUGUAAACUUAAGGCCAAUAUAUAAAAGUUAAAAAAAAAACUGAAAUUAACUUUAAUAUUGCAAGUUAGUUAUGAAAGUGCAACAAGGCAAGUUGAGUAAAUAAACAAACAAGCCCCAAAGUGUGAAAAAUAAUAAACUUAUAAUAAGAUAAAGCAAAGCAUAUUUUCAGUGAAAUAUUGGUAUGCUACAGCAUUCAUCAAUAAAUUGCUCAAAUCGGAUCAUUUACAUUUCCUCAAUGGAUAGAAAAUUCAAAUAUGUAAUGCUACAUACCACUACAUCAGGUCAUUAAACCAGCAUCACUUCUAUAACAUUAAUGCUAGAUUUAACAAUCUGUGCAUUUCACGUUUUCAAGGGUUAAAGUAUUAUGUAACAUCCGCCAAAGGGUUUUAAUUUACUUUUUUUUUUUUUAAUCUUUUUUAAUUGAAAACAUUUUAAGAAUGAUUUAUAUGACCUUUCUUCUAGUUUUUGGAGAUGUUUCAAGUUUCCUUUCUGAGCAGAAAAAAAAGUAAAGGAUUUUUUUUUUUUUUUCUUGAAGGCUGAUGCGAUUUUAACUUUUCUUCUACUAGAAAUGUGUUUAAGCUAUUGGAUCAGACACUUGUAUACACUUUAGGCCCAGUUCAUAAAACAUGUAAUUGGAACGUCUUAUUAGUAAUGUAUGUCAGUGACAAACAUAUACUGUUCCAUCCUGCAUACAGUUGCCAGUGUACCAUGUUUGGUUAAUUUCCUGAUCCAUAUUAGAUGAUGUGAAGUGGGAAAUAUCUUUCUAAUUCUGCAAAUUUAUUUGAAGACGGUUAAUCUUUUUAGUGCAAAUAAUGGGGGUUUACUAAGAAGUGCUACAGUAAAACACGCAAAAGUACUACAGGACAGGGUUGUAUACACAAACGGGUUUAUUCAAAAGACUCUGAAUAUUAGCAAAUUGAAUCUGAAUGUUAAUGUUUAGCCGACAAUAUCAGAUCUGGAAACGUUAUUUAACGCAGCUUCGAUAUUUUAGUCUGAAUUUUACCAUUUGGACGUAAAUCCGCUAUCAUUCAGGGGGGAUAAACCCAAAAGAAUCAUUCUCACCAAAACAUUAUUGAGGUAAACUCAUUGAAAAGUAAGUUCUAGUGAUCUGAGAACCAUCUUGUAACAUUUAGACUAAAAUGGCGCAGUUGAAAUAAAGAGCUUUAUUGCCUUGAAAUUUUAUUGAUUGACAUUAUUUAUUAAGAAAUCUAAAUGGAUAUUUAUUAUAAUCAAAAAAUGGCUUACUCUAUACCGUAUAAAUAGUGCCAUUGACUUAGUUGUGUUAAACUGUAUACAUGUACAAUGUAUGCUAAUUGGUUUGUAUGUUGACUGCUAUAAAUUGAAUUCAAAAUCCACACUACUUUUAUAGUUGACUUUUUUUUUAACUAGUCACAUUGCCUAAUGCUAAUGGUUGUCAUAAUUAUUUGUAUUUUGUUCUAGCGGCAAUUUUAUCCCUCUGUCUAAAUGACAUAUGAAUGAUUCUCCUUUAUCCGUCAGCUCAGUGCAUCUGUAGAACGUGCUGGUAUCUUUUAAAAUAAAUAAACAGACAUAAUUAAUUUGUACAAAAAUUAAGCCAAUUAAAUUGAGUUGAUUUAUGUUCAAAUCAAAUGUGACAUGCAAGUAUAAAGUAUGUGUGCCCUGAGAAAAAGUGUGCCUUAUCGCUAACCAGUCUCUGCGGUUUUAGAAUUUGUACUGAGAAACUGAUUUGAGAAGAUUGAUAAAAUUAUACUUUAUCUGUUUUCUUUGGCAGGUUAAGAUUCACACAAUGUCCUACAUUCAACUCUUCUACCUGGCUCUGUGUCUACUUACCUUAAGCCAUUCUGUAGCUGCUGGUCCAGAGACUCUUUGCGGAGCUGAGUUAGUGGAUGCUCUACAGUUCGUAUGUGGAGACCGGGGCUUCUAUUUCAGUAAGUUCCGUUAUUUUUUUCUUUUAAUGUUUUUUUUUUUUUUUUUUUGCUGUAUUUGUUAGCUAGGCCGUAAUACACAUGGUGUAUUGGGCAAGUAGGUUUACUAAAAAGUUGGAUAAUUUAAAGCAAGAGAACAAUCUUGAAGUGUGUGUAUAAAAUCAUAUUUAUAGUCUGGAGUUGGUUGAAUCUCCUAAACACCUGUAUGGAGGCUUUCGAGACGAUUGAGUGGUAGGGAAAUAUACGUCAUAGUUACACCAGUUUGUCUGUUGCUUAAUCUGAAAUUAAGCAUGACAAUUCAUUUAAGUUUAGAGUACAAAGCCUCAAGGCUUUAGUGAGUACGCACAAAAGAAUUACCGGUUGGGUCUGUAAAAAUAUUGGUUCAAAUAAAAAACGACUGGUCAUAAUUUAGAGGUGGAUCUCAAAAAUCGAAGGGCUAUAACUCCUUUUUAGGAAAAAGAAAUAUAUGAAGAAACAUGAUCAGUAGUGAAAUGUGUAUAGAAACAACCAGAGGGGAGUGAGAGGGGAACGAAGAAUAAAAAAAUAAAGGAGAUUAGGAAAUUCCAGGUAAAAACCUACGCCUAUGGAGAAUAUUUCAACACCGAGUGAGACAUUUGCAUUAGAUUGCCGGGAACUUGGUGCAAAUAGUUGAUUUAUGAGUAAACAUGAAAACAUGUUGCAAUUGUCUCACGUGAUGGACUUGAGCUACUAUGCUUUGUCCUUAGUUUACUAUGGUAAUGAGGCCUCCUCUGUGGCUGGUUCCUAUAUAGCACAAAAAUAUGAUGAGUUGGAAGGGAGUCCUCAGAGCAAAGUCUUUCAAGGUUCCAUAAAGUAUUCACCCACAAUACAUGCUGCACAGAAAGGGAUUGAACUGUUUCACUGAUGAUGGGAAUCUACCAUAUAUACCCAUUGGAGGAGCAGGGGUGUCUUUAAUUAGUGAGAGCCUGGAAGGAAGUCAGACAAAGGUCAACUUUCAUAAAUCUACAUCUAACUGUAGAAGUGAAAGUAGGGUAAAUUUUCACCAUGUAAUGUUUGAUUGCCAGAAAAAUCCAUAUGUGUAAAAUAGGGAGGACCUUAAAUUCUAUUCAAAAGUUGUUCAAUACAUUUGAAGCUGUUGGGUGACUCAUUUCAACAACCUCUGCAGAUGCAAAGUGUACCAGCUUCCCUCCUGGUUUACUUAUACAAGUAUGCAAUAUCUAAAACUCUGAUGAAGGUUAAUUUACGGUUUGUGAAAAAAAGUUGUUGGCAUUUGUAUUUUGUAGUAUAUGGUGCUACACGCCAACUUAUGUCCCGGUAUCAGUGGUAAGAGAAUUUCUGUUUCAAGUCAGGAAUGUGUGUCAUAAAUACUUUAAUACAGACGUGGUGGUGUAUCAAUGGAACCAAAUGUGAAUCUCACCUAAUGCAAGGAAUUAUUGCCAUGGGACUGCUUAUGUUGAAUUUCUUUUAUACAUAUUUUAGUCCUUAUUGUCUACAUACAUUUUUAGGUUAUUUUGUAGGUUGUUAAAAGUUAUUGAUGUGAAGUUAUUGGAUCAGAGCUUUUUUUUCCCCAAAUUGGUGUUUCAUAAUACUUACACUCUCUUGAUCGCACAGUGCUCCAUCUUCGGAUUUUCGGCACCAUGUCAGCCUCAGGGCCUCUGGUUCCUUUAUCAACGAUUCUGAGGCCAGACGCUGAGUCUUUGUGGUUUUUUAUGACGCAGUGUUAAUGCAUCAACGCCAGUGGUGCAAAUUACAUAAAAUUACAUAAUUUGCAACACCCUGUCAUAUUCUGGUUAUUGGAAUAUCAGCUAAUUAGUCACAUGCCAUAAUCAUCUAUACAUAGUCAGAGCUUUCAGAGACCUGUACCCUAUCAUCGUCUGUAAUAGCCCAUCAGUGCAUUCUGUAUGGUAUUCUGGUUUUUGACUUUGACUUUUUUGAAUAUUCUGAUCUCUUGUAUCCUGACCUUAGAUUGUUUACUUGUACCGUCGCUAUUCUAUAUUCUCUUGACCUUGGCUUUAUCGCUGACUAUUCUUAUGUUAUUUUACAUUAAGUCCCGCCACCUCUAAGGACCGGUAAUAUGUACUGUCCUUAGAACUACUCUAUAUUUGCUUGUUGCUUCUGUGUACUGUCAUGACAGUAAGAGUUUUUCACAUCAAAAUAUCGAGCUGUGACAUCUAAUGACUUAAAAUUGCAAUAGUCUCAGUUUUGCUUACAACUAUCUUAUAUAUAUUGCAUAACUCUCUUCAAAAUGCUGUAAAAAAACAGCUGACUUUGCAAAGUUACGUUUUUCUUCAUGUUCCAUUUAAAACACACAUGUACAUUGAUCUUUCUGCUUGUCGGAGCAGUAGCAUUAUAAAGCUAUAUAUAGCCCUCUUUACUAUAGCUCAAAGCCUCCCUCAUGAAAUUGCUACCACUUUGGACACAUGUUAAACUCCAAGCAGGUUCUUUACAUAAAAUACACAGAAACAUAAAGGAACACUUAAAGGGAAACUCCAGUGCCAGGAAAACAAUCCGUUUUCCUGGCACUGCAGGUCCCCUCUCCCUCCCACCCCCCCAAUCCUCGGUGAAAACCCCUUCAGUUACUUACCAGAGGCAGCGACAUGUCCCACGUCGCUGCCUCUUCCUCCACCGCCGCUCCUCCCAGUGAUUAUGUCGCUUGGUGGCGAGACUGAUUCUGCCCACUUGCCGGGGAGACCUAAUGCGCAUGCGCAGCAAUGCCGCGCAUGCGCAUUAGAGCUCCCCAUAGGAAAGCAAUAAAAAUGCUUUUCAAUGCUUUCCUAUGGGGAAAUGAGCGACUCUGGAGGUCCUCACACAGCGUGAGGACGUCCAGCGACGCUCUAGCACAGGUUUUCUGUGCUACGAUGCAGGAAGUGCCCUCUAGUGGCUGUGUAGUAGACAGUCACUAGAGGUGGAGUUAACCCUGCAAGGUAAUUAUUGUAGUUUAUAAAAAACUGCAAUAAUUACACUUGCAGGGUUAAGAGUGGUGGGAGAUGGCACCCAGACCACUCCAAUGGGCAGAAGUGGUCUGGGUGCCUGGAUUGUCCCUUUAAAGCACUUUAGAUGUGUCAUCUUUUUUUAUUUCACAAAAAGUUCAGAUUUAAUCACAAAUUGGUGUAUUUACAAAUUAACCGUGUUACACAUUACUGGCUGUCAAUCAGCAAACAGGUCCUGCUACUUCCUUGUUUGAUUAGCUCACUGGAGCUAAACUCGAGAGGCAGCAGUUGCUCAGAGCACCUGCCUUGCAAAGGUUUCUCAUUAAGAUGCACUGGGAAGUCUGUGAUUGGACAGCCACAGAGAGUAUUGGCUUAGUAAGAAUCGGGGACUAUGAUAUAAAGAAGCUAUAGCUGGGCAGUUUUUUUGUUUUUGUUUAAUAUACAUUUUACAAACAAGGUAUCUCAGUGUGUUGGGUCAUAUAAACACAGGAGGAGAAUUAGUAUCAUUAUAAGAAUAAAUGACAUUAUUCUCCAACAUUUAGUGCAUUCUUUACACACACUUGUUUGAGUUGUAAGAGUGGUUGUGGCAAGGGAGAACCAGGCAACAUAUUUAAUACAAUUAUACUUUGAUUAGUUCUUUUUAAGUAAAUAUCUAAAGAGACAAUCUAUAGUUCUUACAAUAACCUUACUGCAUUUUAUGUAUCUACCGCUAGGGGAGCUAUUGCUACAUGUUGCAAGGAGACGCUGUGUUUUAAUUGUAAUCACUCGUAGCUGCAUGUAUAAUUGUCUUUCAUCUCUCAUCAUACCAUAACAUUAUAAAGCAUUUCCUCAGUUUAAUGGCCAAUAUGAGGUCAUUAAUAUUUUCAAGAAUAUGGCUUUACUUCAGGCCAUAUUCCUUUUGCCAAUAAACAGCCCUGUAUACCCAAAUUCCAGGUAAAGAUGUUCAAGUGCAAGACAAGAUACAAAGCAGCAGAUCUGAAUACAAUUAAUAUGCGGCAUGUCGACAUAUCAAAGUCGAAUGUUACAGAGUCCUUGUGUCUAGUAUGCUAUAAAUAUCAAAGAUCCAACUAAUCUUUAGAUUGACAAGAUAAUGCUGACUUAUCUUAGCAACGGUGCAUUUUGAUAGAGCACGAUCUUUCUUGUUUUGCUGCUACUUAGCAUAAGAUCUAAGGUUGGAGUUAUAUUUAGUCAGCAGUUUGUCAUUGGAAUGUGUAAUUUUAAAUUGAGUAAUUCAGAGCAAGACUGAAAUUGCCAGUGAAUAUUUACGUUGAAUAAUUCCAACGAAAUCUAGUUUGGAUCUUAUAAUACUGUAUGUAUGUUAUAAAUAAUACUAAUAAUAACAACAAAUAAUAAUUUAUUAUUACUCUUGUCAGCAUUUAUAUAGCAGUAACUUAUUCCGAAGCGCUUUGCAACGCUUUAACCCCUUAAGGACACAUGACAUGUGUGACAUGUCAUGAUUCCCUUUUAUUCCAGACGUUUGGUCCUUAAGGUGUUAAAGAGGGAAAUUGAUGUGGUCCUUGCUCGAACAAGCUUCCGAUCUAGAGGAUGAGGGGUAUUAAAAAACAAUAGGAGAGGCAGUAUAGAGAAGAGGAGCCAAGUGACAGGGUGAUAAAGUAGCAGAAUUGGAAUGUGAGUUUGAAAUGGAGAAUUGAUUUACUAAUUAUAGGGACAGUCCAGUCACCAUAACAACGUCAUCCAAUGCUGAUCUGCAGAUCCCCAAGGCCGCAUCUGGCUUCUGAAUCUCAAUUUCAGGAAGCAGGGAGUUCCACCGGGCAGAGGCUCUACUGAAAUAUUUAGAGUGGUCAUCUGCUGCUCUAAGCCAAUCAGUAGCUCCCUAUCGAUUAAAAGGAAACGUACCUGCCUGGCACCACUCCGCACUUCCUGAAACUUAGAUUCAGAAGCCGGAUGCCGCAUGGGGGAUCUGCAGAUCAGGGCUGGAGGCACCCUUUUAGGUUAAGCCAUUCAAGUAUGGUUUAACCCCUUAAGGUAAGAGUGCGCCCAGAGGCCUCCUGGCACCAUAACAACUUAGUUUAGAUGAAAUUGUUAUGGUAACCGAAGUGUCCCUUUCAGUUGAGAAAGCAGGAUAAAGGUUUGAGAAAUGACAAUUACUAUGCCAUAGCAAUUGAUUAAAUGCUCCCACAAUGAAAUGUGUUUAAAAAUUGAUGAUAGCAUACCUCCUGACUUACCAAUUUUUAUUUCCAUUCAAUAAAUUCAGAUUUUACCAUAUAUAAAUUUCACUUUUUCAUUGUCAGCCUCAAAACGCAUAAAAAAAUGUAUGCACAUUUAGACAUGUAGAUUGUGAGAGCACUUUGAAGAGUUACUUUAUUUUCAUAUAAUUUAGACCUUAACUUUCUUGUCACUCUAUGCAAAAUGAACCAUUUUUAAUUUUUGUUAAAUUUAAUCCUUUAGCCAAAUAAAUACUCAUUGUAUUGGUUGGCCAAGUUUAUAUUUCCUGAAAAAUUCAUGGCUGAAAACGUAUGGGCAGUAAAAAUGCUUUGAAUUUAAGAAAAGAAAAAGCUUCUGAGACUUUGCAUGACAUAUCACAUCUGUUCAUGGAAAAACGUAAUGCUGUGUUUCUCUUGACUGUGAAUGUAUUUAUCUGCGUUUGCACUUCGAAAUCUGACAGUUCACAUGGGAAGCUUAAAUUAUGAAUCAUUCCUGAUGGGUUCACAUAGAGGACUCUCCUUUUCUGCAUGGUUUGAUGAAGCACCUGCGCAUCUCCAGAAUGCAUUAUGUUUCAUCCAUUCGAAUACUGUAUCAUGUCAAUUCUCUGUGGUCCUUUGGAAUUACUUUUAAAUUGAUUCAGGGCAAAUAGUUUCUUUUUUUUUUUUCACGUUAUAGUCUGACACCUAUUCCAACAACUUCCACUCCCUCUGUUACAUGUUGAAUAGAAAUAGUAUCUCAUUUAAUUUAUAAAGUGACAGUACAGCUCAUGACGAUAGAACAAAGUGCAGUAGUAGCAGUCACUAGAUUUAAAUUUUUUUAUUUUUUUAAACAGAGUCAUAGUUCUUUAAGGGGACAGUCACCAUAACUAGUAAAAUUCAUUACAUUUCAAGAAGUCUUUGGUAAUAAUCUUCUGCCUUUUUGUUAAACUUUUUUCAAGCCGUCGAAAAGAAAAUGUUCUGUCACCGGCACCCAAGUCAACCCUUUUACAGCUGACUCUCUUCCACUGCUCCCAGCACUCUCAGACUAUCAUUAAGCUUGGACAGAAAAAAAUGAAUUAUAAAUUCUAGCUUUAUGAGGAGCCAGGCUUUGACUGCGUGGAAAUGCCCACAUUUCUAGUUAUUUGUUAGAUCACUCAAAAGCAGCUUAACAGAAAACUGGGUGACAACAACAACAAAUGAAUCGUUGCACCAUAACUUCUACAAUGUGCGCUAGAGCUUAUGGUACUUUGAGGGCCCCUUUAAAUUCCAUGUUAGAUGUAGAUUAGUUUUCACACAAUGUAUUAGGUCAUUUAGAAUGUAGAAGACAAAAAGUGUUAGGUGAUCUUGAGAAGAAGACAAAUAGAGAUCAGUUGUAAUGGCUAUGAACGUGUUUAAUGAUUAUAUAUGGCUAAAUAACUGUUUGAUGAGAGCUAGACUCCCCUUGAUGAUGUUUCAUAUCCCUACCCUUGUUUUUUCUUUACUUUUUCCAAAAGACUUAUGAAUGACAGUAACUCACUGAGACGCAGUUUUAAAAAGCAGAUAGCAAAGAGUUUUAUGCAUGACGCACAGUUGUGGAGCAGAAACUUUAUAGAACAUUCCAUUUGUUUUGCCAUAUUAAAAGAUUUUGGAAAAUUAUGAAUCUUUAAAUACCUGCUUUAGAAUUAUUCUGUUGAUUUAGCGCCUCAACCUGUGAGGGGUUAUAGGCAAAGUACAAGACUGGAUAUGGAAGGAAGCAAGUCUAAUUAAAAGGAAGCAAAAGCUAGUUACAUUAUUAAACAUUUUUGAUAGUCCCAAUAGAGGGAAUGCUAUAAAAAUAGUGAAAUUUCAAAAAUGUAUGCUGUAUAGAAAGAGGACAAAUCUGUGCCAUUAAAUGUGGUAUAGUAUUUGGGCAAGGAAGGAGUUUGGAAAUGUGUACAUUUUGUUAUUACAAUUCACAUGGCAACAGUCAGUCAUUCAGGGUUGCCAGGAUGUCAACCAAAAAACAGCAGUGAGUUUUCCUUCAUUGUCAUUCUACCAGGCGAAAGUUCCAUUUUUAAUUUUUCAUGACUUCAAAAAUGAGUGCUAAACUUGCCCAAGUUACCUGUGCACUUUGAGAUGCUCACCAGUAAAGCCCCCACAAAAUCUGUCUCAAAAGUUGUUUUAAUUUGGCUACAGAAAAUGGAAUACACCUUAUACGGUCUUGUGUGGUUCACUUUAGUUUUAGAUCUGAUGGACAGGGUUAAUGCAUCGGAUUAAAUUUCUUCAAUUUUUAACGUGUUUGCUAAAUUGAGCGGAAAAUUUUGCAAAAAAAUAAUGACAUAAUGUAAUCAUUUAAACCACUGUCAGAUUUAUUCAGAUUUAACACAUUGUUUAGUUUUUCAUUGGCAAACAUAAUUUAAAGAAGCACUUGGCAGGCCCUGUAGUGAUUAUUGGCAUGAGUAUGCAUUGCAUUUCCCUAAGUCUAAAAUACUGAGAAAUACAUUUGAAUUACUCGAAUCCUGGCAAAUUAUUUGAAGUCAAUGAAUGAAACUUUUUGCACAUAGUCAUGUACCUUGGACUGACAUAAUUAACCCCUUAAGGACACAUGACGGAAAUAUUCCGUCAUGAUUCCCUUUUAUUUCUGAAGUUGUGUCCUUAAGGGGUUAAUAGCUGAUUGAGCCCUCAGGCCAACAUAUGCAGCUGACAGAGACCACACAGUUUUUUUUAAUUAAAAUCACUUGUCUUUAUGAUCAUACUCAUUGAACAACUGCAUAGUCAGUGUUUUCAAUAACUUUGAGCUGGUCUUAGAAUUCCCUUAGCACUUGUCGCUAAUCGGUUCAGAAACAUAUACAGUAGAUAUAUCCAGAUGUAUGCAAAAGUUUGAGCACCCUUGAGAAAAUAAUAUGUCUUGUUGAUUUUCUAAAUGAAAAGUUAACAUUCCCCUUUUCAGGAAAAAAACAAAAACCUACAUAUUUCUGCAUAUUUUAGCGCACAGUUGCAAUUUAUAUGUCAAAUUUAUCUGAUUGGAAAACUAAAACAGUGAAAGUGACAUGUGCAAAUGUUUUGGCACCUAUCAGUUUGUACUUAGUAAGACCAUCUUUGUCGGAAAUUACAACCUCCAAAUGGUUCUUGUAGCUAGAGGUGUUGCUAGGCAGCAAAAAAGACUAGAAAAUUCAGCAAAAGGGUACAUUUUAUGGCUGCACCAAUAUAUAUUGAUUUAAAGUGAUUCUGUCACCUCAAACCUACAUUUCUCCUUUUGUUUCCUUAUCUCUUCCUCUUUCAGAACGAUUUAGGUCUUCCUGGAGGCAUGCCUGCAAGAUGAUUGGCCAAUCCAAUGCUCCUUGUAGAGGGAACAAAGGUGCAUGCGCAGCAUAUGGCGAUGCACCUACAAUUCAUCCAUAGAAAAAAUUAUUGUAUUCACUGAUUCUCUAUAGCCUACCGUGGCAGCACUACGCAUGCACAUGUGACAUCGUGAUGUGUUAUCGUAUGAGCGCCAGGAAGUAAGGUUCUCAACUCUGAUACGCAGAGGGCCUGGAGCUGUGGCUUGAAGCCAUGUUUACAAGCACAGGGUGUCCAGCUUUGAUGACAUUGCAACAACUUCAGUGAGAAGAAGUUGUUAAAGUGCCUCCAGUGUUCCUGACAAAGCAUUAGGGGAGGUGUAAUCCACAACAUCUGGAGUGCCGUAGGUUGCCUACCUUCGGCCAUAGAUUAAGUUGUGUGUGUAUAAGCACCACUUAUGUCUAGAUAGGAAUAGGCACCAUUUAUGUCCACUUAUGUUCCUCAAAUUGUAAGUCCAUACUAAAAAAUAAUAAAAUAUAUUGAACUGAGGUGGGGCAUUGUUUGUAUUUGUGUGGAGAUGAUAUCAACCGAGAGAAGAAAGGUGCCCACCUCCUUAUGCUACAUACAGUUGUGCUCAAACGUUUGUAUACCCUUGGAGAAUUGGUAAUAUAUGUACCAAUUUUAAAGAAAACAUGAGUAAGCAGGCAAAACACAUUUCUUUUAUUUCUUAUGGGAUUCAUAGUCAACUGCAGGUUAUAACAGUAUGGAACAAUUAUAAAACAAAACAUGGCAACAGAAAAAGAAAAAAAUGAAAUGACCCCUGUUCAAAAGUCUGCAUGCCCUUAGUUCUUAAUACUGUGUAGCAUCAAUGCCUACAUGCAGUCUUUUGUAAUAGUUGUCUAUGAGGCCUCUAAUUCUUGCAAGUGGUAUAGCUGCCCAUUUGUCUUGGCAAAAUGCUUCCAGGUCAUGCAAAAUCUUUGGUCGUCUUGCAUGAACCACACAUUUGAGAUUUACCCAGAGUGGCUCGAUGAUGUUAAGGUCAGGAGACUGUGAUGGCCACUCCAGAACCUUCACCUUUUUCUGCUGUAACUACUGGAGGGUCAACUUGGCCUUGUGCUAAGAGUCAUUGUUAUGCUGGUAAGUCCAAGAGGUGUCCCAUGCGCAGUCCUCAUGCAGAAGAAUGCAAAUUGUCUCCCAGUAUUUUCUGAUAACAUGCUGCAUUCAUCUUGCCAUUAAUUUUCACAAGGCUCCCCGUGCUUACACCCUCUCACCCCCCUCUAAACAUCAGUGAGCCACCACUAUACUUCACAGUGAGAAGUAUAGGCUUUAUGUUUCUUUGUAUCUCAAGCAAUUCUUCUGGCAGUUGUGGCUGAAACCUUUGUUGGUCUACCUGACCUGUAAUAAAUGAUUGAACAAUACUGAUUGGCAUUUUCAAGGCUUUGGAUAUCUUUUUACAUCCUUUUCCAUCAUUAUAAAAUUCCAUUACCUUGUUAUGCAGGUCUUUUGGCGGUUCUUCUCUGCUCCCCAUGGCUCAGUAUCUAGCCUGCUCAGUACAUCCAUAUGAGAGCUAACAAACUUAUCGACUAUUUAUACACCGACUCUAAUUGCAAUAUAAAAAGCCACAGGUGUGGGAAAUUAAUCUUUAAUUGCCAUUUUAACUGGUGUGUUUCACCUUGUGUGUCUGUUACAAGGCCAAACUUUCAAGGGUAUGUAAACUUUUGAUUAGGGCCAUUUGGGUGAUUUAUGUUAUCAUUAUGAUUUAAAAAGGAACCAAACAACUAUGUGAUAAUAAAUGACCUCAUGUGAUCACUAUCCUUCAAUAAAUUACAUGUUUUUGCAUGAUCAGUCAUAUUUAAACAAUCAAUGUCACACUUUGUGCUUGGGUAUGCAAACUUUUGAGCACAACUGUACAUAUUAAGGAAAAGCAGGCUUGAAUUUUAAAAGGGAUGAGAUUGGCCAAAACACUCUGGAGAUGACAUAUCGUUGAAUGAGUUGGGCAAAACUAUUCCCCACUUCCAAGAGCAGAAAAGAUUACACCAAGACCCUAUGUCCAACUUGGAGACUCCAGGCCAAACCAGUUCCUAAUCGGAGUGCUCUCUCGAGACUGCAUUUCGUGAACCACGAUCUAACCACAGGCAAACAAAAUCUUUCACGCUCAUUUCAAGCUCAUUUGAUAUCAUGUUCUACAUUUUUGGAAUAUAUAAAUCAAUAUUGAAUAUAUAUAUACAUAAAUGUAUACAUAUAUAUUACCUUAUAUAAUAAGCAUAUUAGAAAUUAAGCAAAUAAGGAAUGAAAGCUAGUAUUACAUCUUUUUGUGUAAGUUACAGUAAUGUUUUAAGUGAUUACCAAGAAAUGUAAUAUAGCAAUUAUAAAACUACCAGCAUUGAAGUUGGAAAACCAGCUGGAAUCAAAGAGAUGGUUUCUGUAUCCAAUUUUUAUUAAAGAUAUUUCAUGUUGUUUAUAUAUAAAUUAAUUUACCUUGGCCUAUGUUACUUCUUUCCUAGAAAAACUCUGCUUCCUAGGACCGAACAUCGUCUGCCAACAAAAAUAUAAGAUUAUACUUUUGUGAUUGCUUUGAUUGAGCAAACGUUCACCUAGGACUCGUAGGAUUUGUAGUUCAGCUCAGCUUUAGACGUUUAUUUUGACUGCUUUUCCUGACAUAGACAUGUAAGAAAACAUUAAAAUAGUGGCAAUCUUUAAAGUACAAGUUGGCUAAAUUCCAGACAAUUAUUUUUACAUUAUAUCAUAAAAGUAGAGACCUAUAUAGGAUCUUGCUUCCAGUAAAUCUGUUUUCUAGUAUGAUUUGAGCAGACAUGUAUGGUGCAGUGAGAAAGAACAAUGGUUUAAGUUCUCAGCAAGUAGCAGUUGUGGAACUGCUAGCUCCAUCACCCUAUGUCUAGCAGGGCAUUUAUUUGAGAUAACAGAUGACCUCUAAGUUAAUUAUGAAAUCAAGAUUUAUUUGGAAUUCUGCUUCUUUGAAAAAUGUCCUCAUUCAAAGCGUGAGGUUGUCCAGAGUCGUGUGAAUUGAGAAAGUGCAUCUAGUGCGAAAAAUGGCACCACACCCAGACCAUUUCAAUGAAAUGAACUGCCUUUAGUGUCCUUUAAUAUAAAUUUCCACCUACUGCUUAGUUGCAGAUUGAGUUGUGGAUAACUGUCAGCAGUUAGUUGUUUAGUGGUUAUGGUGCAUCGUGACAUGCUGAGAGCACUAGGCUAGCCCUCUAACAGCGAUAUAAGAUGAUUAUUGUUGUACGCUCAUAGACUCACUGCCCAAUCCCCACGUUUUCUUUCUUUUGUAUUCUUUUUUUUAAAUCAAUCUUCCAAUUUUAAUAAAUAUCAUUUUGUUUGUAUUCAUAAGCCGCUUGCCAGAAUCAGAAUUAGUUAAAUAGCUCAAGUUUAUUCUGUUGAUCUUGACCGGUUCAACAUUUAAACCCAAUACACUUCUCCACCCAUGUUUAUUCUUCCCGAUAAUCUAAAAAAACUAUGAAAUAUCUGUAUUUGGUUAAAAAAUUUUUUUUUACUAUAUUCAUUAUUUAUUCCAAAAAUAUGCAUGUUUACAGUUAAAGGUUUACAUAGCUCUGUAAAAAAUGUAAAUCUAAAAUCCAUUCUUUUUCGCAUUGAUGUUUCUUUAUCUUCUUAAAGUUUGGUAUCUGAUUUUUAAUAGAGUGUGUCAAAUUAAAGUUAAGCACAUACUUGGAAUUCACUUCCAAUCUGCAUGGCAUUAUAAAGGACUAACAUCACAGCUGUGUCAAAAAGAACAUUGGAAACCUGUUAUAUUUCAUUUGGCAAAAGUACAAAGCCAUUUCUAGAUGUUUAUACUGAUAAAAACAUCACAAACAUUAGACAAAAUAGACAUUUACUUGGAAAAGCAUUAUUUAUAUUCUUAACAUUAGGAUUUAGUUUUUUUUAUGUUGCUUACAUUCUCUCCCCAAGUUAGACCAUGACUUAUCCUUAGCCAGAUGUCUGUAUUUUCAAGAUUUUUUGUUUCCUCCUGAACCCAUUGCAGCCCAUCUACUAAAUCAGUGCUUCUUAACCUCGUUUACCAUACUUACCUUACGUGCAUGACCAAUUCUUGGAGAUCUAUUCUUGAAUUUAACAAUUAUCUUACAAGUCCAUUCUUAAAUUCUAAUAUAGUAAAUAUUCACAUUUUGGACUUUUCUACAUAGUUUGUUUUUUGUGUCAAUCUGUGUUUUUAUUGGGGUUAAAUUGACUUAUGCACUAUCCCAAAUCUCUAUGCAUAUUUACAUAACUCUAGGUUUUUAGUACCACUUCAUACCAAAGUUUCCCUCCAGGGGGAGCAUUCAGAAUGGAUCAGUAGGUAUAGGGUAGCAGGGGCUCUGUGUCUACCUGCAUGCCGUUCCAAGGGUAAUAGAGAGAAGCCAGCCGACACCCUGUUUAAGUAGACCUGGUGAGUAUGUGUACAGUCUGCUAUCAAACUGUGGGGGGCACCCCACCAGCCCCAGACACGAAAGUGGACCCGCACUGCUCCUCCAAUAUACCCGCCAAGGCCAGAUCGCCGUCCACUCCUCCACGCUGCAAAGUAACGUAGAUUGUGUGGUAUAGUCCGCAGUAGAUAGCCUGUGGUUCCGCGUUGCCAUAAUACGGCAAGUCUUGGCCCAAGGCCUUUACGGGGGCCCUUGCCUUGUAUUCAUUGAUCCCCUCAUCAGGAUCGUUGGCCCAAGAGUUCUCCGGGUGACUUUUCCUAUUGUUACGGCAGUGAUGCCACAAUAAACUAUUUAAUGAACUAUUAACUAAUUAACUAAUGAAGACCAAAAUGUAUCACUAUUAUCUGAAAUACUCAGAGGGCUGUUCACUAAAUGCAGAACGUUGGUAAAUUAAGCUUCAGUUAUCAAAAUAAGUCUGUUUAAUUAAUGUUAGUAAUGUUUAACUCAUUCUGCUACAAGGCAAAUUUGAUUUUAUAUCAGCUAUUUUUACUGUCAUUCAUUUGAAAUUCAGUUGUCUGUUGAAAUCAAGCCAAAUCUCCAUGUAAAGUGACCAAUUUUUGGUAUUACCAAACUGAAUUAUUUUUAUUUGUUUGAUACUGACCAGGGGAAUCGGACCCAUGGCUCUAAGUUUCCAUAACACACUCUCCAACUGCCAUUGACCAUUAACAAUACCCUACCACUAAACCCACCACCAGACUUGUGCCUUAGCAGUGUCCUACAGUUUACUCUCUUUUGUGUGUUUUGAAGUGUUAUGACAGUGUGUUUGUAAUACUUAUUUUGUAAUAUUACUUUAAUUGGAACUCAACUGCAGCAUUUCUUGGUUGCAACAACAAUAAGGUUCACCUCCUUUUAUAUUGGUAUGAAAUUAUGGUCACUGUACCUUUAAAUAUCCAUAUAGGUAAAUUUAGGCUUUGUAGCAAUCCCUUAUGAGAAAGAGGAAUAAUUAGACAAAGUGACACUUUAGUGAGUUUUAGAUACUGUGUAAUAUAAAUAAUAGUAAUUGACUUGUUUGGUAAAAGUAUUACUUAACUUAAAGGCAGUUCUGGCACUGGAAGGGUUAAUUCACCCAAUGAAGGAGAAAUUAGAAGUCCGUUUCAACAAGCUGAGAACUAGGAGUGGAGAGUGGGGAAGUCUGUUUUAACAAGCCGAGGUCUGGGAGUGGAGAAGGUAGAAUUCAGAGUUACAAGCCGAGGUCUAGGAGUGGAGAAGGUAGAAAUCCGUUUACAAGCCGAGGUCGAGAAGUGGAGAAGGUAGAAAUCCGUUUACAAGCCGAGGUCGAGAAGUGGAGAAGGUAGAAAUCCGUUUACUAGCCGAGGUAUAGAAGUGGAGCAGGUAGGAUCAGAAGUAGAGCAGCUGAUCUUCAUGCAGCACCUGUGCGAAUAAUCCAGCCCUUUGAAUCUGGCGCGGUCCUCCUAAGUAUCGUGGAGGGACCGCGUCAGAGAAAGGGGCGGGGCUGAGCGCCGUGAACCCGGAAGUGGGUUCCGGCGAUAAAUUACAUGCCAUGCUAUACCUGACAGUACCCCCUUCCCAUGGGGCAUCCUCUGGGUGCACUAUUUCGGUUUGGAGGGAUAGCGUUUGUGAAAGGCAGUAACUAACCUCCUAGCAUGUACAUUAGAUGAAUCUUCCCAAGUGUCUUCAUCAACUCCAUAACCUUUCCAUCUGAUAAGGUAUUGUAAGGAGCCACGGUGGACACGAGAAUCCAAAAUUUUGUGAAUUUCAUAUUCUUCUUCACCUUGGACAAUGAUAGGUUCAGGAGUUGUUACUAUUUCCCUAUAAAAAGGAUCAGGGAUGUGUGGUUUAAGUAAGGAGACAUGGAAUACUGGAUGAAGUUUAAAACUUGGAGGAAGUUUUAGUUUAACAACGUUAUCAUUAAUGAUAGUAAUUACUUGAAAGGGACCAAGAAAAAGAGAGCUCAAUUUCUUUGAAGGACGGCUUGUGGUAAUAUUCCUUGAAGAGAGCCAGACAAGAUCCCCUACCUUGUAAGGAGGGGGAAUUCUUCUAUUAUUGUCAAAAAACUUUUUCUGGUUAUUUUGGGCGAGUUGAAGAUUCUCCCGUAAUUUGAAAAAUAGAGAAGACAUAAAUUCAUUUUUUGAUGUAACAGUAGGAUUGGAUGAAGUAAUGGUUUGGAUGGGGAAUGAAGACGGAUGAAAACCAUAGUUGGAGAAGAAAGGAGUCAUUUUCGUACUAGAAUGAAUGGUAUUAUUGUAAGAAAAUUCGGCCAUAGGUAACCAUGUGGUCCAGUCAUCUUGGAGGUAUGAACAAUAACAUCGAAGAUAUUGUUCCAAACAUUGGUUAACCCUUUCUGUUUGCCCAUUAGUUUGGGGAUGAUAAGCGGAAGAGAGUUUGCGUUGAAUUUGAAGGGAGAGACACAUCUCUUUCCAGAAUUUGGAGGUAAAUUGUGUCCCCCUAUCAGAAAUAAUUUCUUCAGGAAGACCAUGAAGUUUCACAAUAUUGUCAAUAAAGACCUUAGACAAUUCUACAGAGGAGGGUAAUUUUUUUAAGGAAAUGAAAUGGGACAUUUUUGUGAAGCGAUCCACAACGACAAGAAUAGUGGUGAAAUGUUGAGAAGGUGGAAGAUCAACGAUAAAAUCCAUAGAAAUGGAUUGCCAAGGUUUUUCUGGAAUAGGUAAGUUAAGUAGUAAUCCAAAAGGUUGAUUAUGUUCUGGUUUAGACCUUUGACAGAUAGGACAUGUUUUGACAUAUAAUGCAAUGGUUCUAUCCUGGCGAGGCCACCAAUAAUAUCGUGAAGUUAGUUCAAGUGUUUUCUUUAUUCCAGGAUGUCCAGCUAGGGGGGAAUCAUGAACCAUCUUAAGUAAUUUAUUCCUAAGAAUGGGAGGAAUAUAAAUUCUAUUUUUAAAAUAAAAUAGACCAUCCUUUUUUGUUAGUAUAGGUGUUUUGGGAAGUUCAAGAUCCUUCUGAUUCAAAUUCUUUAUGUCAUCAUGAAGAGAAGAGAGGAUUCCUAUUAUUUUGGUAGAAGGAUAAUCAUCAGUAGUAGUUUUAGAAGGAAUUCGAGAAAGAGCGUCAGCCUUUUUAUUUCUAUUUCCAGGUCUGUAUAUUAAUUGGAAGUUAAAUCGGUUAAAGAAUAGGUUCCAUCUAACUUGUCUAGCUGUAAGGGUUUUGUUAGUAUAGAGAUAUUCAAGAUUUUUAUGGUCAGUAUAAACUAUUAUAGGUUGUUUUGUAUCUUCCAGAAGAUGACGCCAAUUUUCGAAGGCAGCUUUAACACUUAAUAAUUCUUUUUCACCAAUAGGAUAAUUUUUUUCAGCAGAGCUCAAGGAUCUUGAAAAAAAGGCAACUGGAUGAAGUGGAUCUUGUGGAGUCUUUUGUUGAGAAAGAACUGCUCCGAUGGCUGCAUCUGAUGCAUCAACUUCAAGAACAUAUAGGAAUGUUGGAUUAGGUAGUUGUAGAAUAGGUGCAGUUGUAAAUCUUUUUUUUAAUUCGUCGAAGGCUGUUUGAGCAUCUUUAUUCCAAUUAAAAGGACGUUUACUACUGUUGAGGAGGUUAAGAGGAUGUGAUACAUCCGAAUAGUUUCUAAUAAAUUUUCUAUAGAAGUUUGCAAAUCCAAGAAAACGUUGUAAUUCUUUUGUAGUAGUAGGAGCAGGCCAAUCAAUAAUACAUUUGAUUUUGGAAUUAUCCAUCUUCAAAGAAUGAGGUGAAAUAAUGUAUCCUAGAAAAGAGAAUUCAGUAACCUCAAAAAGGCAUUUUUCUGGUUUAGCGUAUAAUUUAUGAGUUCUCAGUCUAGAUAGAACCCAUCUAACAUGUUUCCUAUGUUCAUCCAAAUUGUUAGAAUAUAUUAAGAUAUCAUCUAAGUAGAUAAUAACACAUACAUCCAGAAGAUCUCUAAAGAUAUCAUUGAUAAAAUGUUGAAACGUUGCAGGGGCAUUACAGAGCCCGAAAGGCAUCACUAGAUAUUCGUAGAGACCAUAUCUUGUCCGGAAGGCGGUUUUCCAUUCAUCAUCCUGUUUUAUUCUAAUGAGGUUAUAUGCGCCUCGAAGGUCGAGUUUAGUGAAUAUAGUUGCAGUUCUUAACCUUUCAAUUAAUUCAUUUAUUAGUGGAAGAGGAUAACGAUUUUUAAUAGUUAUUUUAUUUAAGGCUCUGUAAUCUAUAAUAGGACGGAUGGUUUGGUCUUUAUUCUUCACAAAGAAGAUACUAGAAGCAGCAGGAGAGGUCGAGGGUCUGAUGAACCCUUUGCGUAAAUUUUCAUUAAGAUAUUCUUUUAAAAUUUCUAACUCCUUUUCAGAGAGUGGAUAAAUAUGACCAUAAGGAAUAGGAGCUCCGGGUAUGAGAUCUAUUGGGCAAUCAUAUACCCGAUGAGGAGGAAGUGUUUCCGCUUCUUUUUUACAAAAGACAUCUGCAAAAUCGGAGUAGAAUGGAGGUAUAACUGGUUCUACAGUAGUUUGGAGAAUAGGAAUGUGUUGUAAGCACGUUUUUUUACAGAAAUCAGAAGCAAAGGAGAUGGAGAAGGGAGACCACUUAAUUAAAGGAUCAUGGUUUUUUAACCAAUUAAUUCCUAGAAUGACGGGAUAAAGUGGAGAUUUAAUAAUAUCAAAUGUAAUGAAUUCGAAAUGUACGUUGUUGGUAAUCAUUCUUAGAGGGAUUGUUUCAUCUUUGAUGGGUCCUGAGGAUAUAAAUGAACCGUCAAUAACUCUGAUUGGAAUAAAAUUGGUUUUUUGAACACAAGGAAUUUUAUUUUUUGAAACAAAAGAAAAAUCAAGAAAAGUUCCAUUAGCACCAGAAUCAAUGAUGGCCUCAGUCACGAUUCUUUUUGUAUCCCACUGUAAUAUGAGAGAUAUAGAAAAAUAAGUAGAUGCUUUUCUUUUUUGAAAAACGUUCAAUAUAGAGGUAGAUGAAUGAAGCUUACCACCUUUUGAAUGUUUCAGUAGAGGACAUUCGGAAAUUAGAUGUUCAUUCGAAGCACAAUACAUACAUAAGUUUAGUUGUCUCCUUCUUAUUCUUUCUUCAGAAGUAAGAGGACUUUUUAUUAUACCUACUUCCAUAGGUUCAGUUUGUGGAGGAAUUUUUUCAGGUAGUUUUAGAGUAGUGAAAGGUUUUCUCCAGGUAGAAUUAGUAAGAACCCUUUCAGCUUUUCUUUCUCUUAGACGUCUAUCAAUACUGAUAGACAGUUGAAUCAAUGCAUUUAAGGUAGGAGGAAGUUCUGUACGAGAGAGUUCAUCUUUCACAGCUUCAGAUAAUCCGAGACGGAAUUGAUUGCGUAAAGUAAUGUCAUUCCAUUGGGUUUCUGUAGCCCAUCUUUUGAAUUCUGCAAUAUAAUCUUCAACAGGUCUAUUCUUUUGGUGUAAUGUUCUGAUGGUUAAAUCAGCAGUAGUUUGUUUAAAAGGAUCUUCAUAUAAUAAAGACAUAGCUUCAAAGAACUCAUCCAAUGAAUCCAAUAUGGGAUCAUCAUUUUCCAAAAAGGAAUGGGCCCAUGCCAUAGGUUCACCUCUUAAAAAAGAGAUCACUGAACAGACUUUGGAUCUUUCGGUGGGAUAAGAUCUAGGUUUUAAAGCAAUUAAUAGUUUGCAAGAAUUCAAAAACUCUCUGUACUUUGUUCUAUCUCCAUGAAAUUUUUCUGGAUUACAGACAGCAGGAUCACCAGCCGAUUGAAGAGCGGCAUGAGGAAGAUGACCUUGAAUGUCUCUAACAUAGGUUAAUAUUCUCUCAUUUGUAAUUUGCAGUUCCUGUAACCCUUGAGCAAUCGUAUCCACUCUAUUGGUUAGGGCAGAAACUUGAGAGUUAAUAUCUGCUGGUUCCAUUGAAAAGGCUGGAUUAUUCUGUAAUACUUAUUUUGUAAUAUUACUUUAAUUGGAACUCAACUGCAGCAUUUCUUGGUUGCAACAACAAUAAGGUUCACCUCCUUUUAUAUUGGUAUGAAAUUAUGGUCACUGUACCUUUAAAUAUCCAUAUAGGUAAAUUUAAGCUUUGUAGCAAUCCCUUAUGAGAAAGAGGAAUAAUUAGACAAAGUGACACUUUAGUGAGUUUUAGAUACUGUGUAAUAUAAAUAAUAGUAAUUGACUUGUUUGGUAAAAGUAUUACUUAACUUAAAGGCAGUUCUGGCACUGGAAGGGUUAAUUCACCCAAUGAAGGAGAAAUUAGAAGUCCGUUUCAACAAGCUGAGAACUAGGAGUGGAGAGUGGGGAAGUCUGUUUUAACAAGCCGAGGUCUGGGAGUGGAGAAGGUAGAAAUCCGUUUACAAGCCGAGGUCGAGAAGUGGAGAAGGUAGAAAUCCGUUUACAAGCCGAGGUCGAGAAGUGGAGAAGGUAGAAAUCCGUUUACAAGCCGAGGUCGAGAAGUGGAGAAGGUAGAAAUCCGUUUACUAGCCGAGGUAUAGAAGUGGAGCAGGUAGGAUCAGAAGUAGAGCAGCUGAUCUUCAUGCAGCACCUGUGCGAAUAAUCCAGCCCUUUGAAUCUGGCGCGGUCCUCCUAAGUAUCGUGGAGGGACCGCGUCAGUGAAAGGGGCGGGGCUGAGCGCCGUGAACCCGGAAGUGGGUUCCGGCGAUAAAUUACAUGCCAUGCUAUACCUGACAGUGUUGUAAUUGGCAUAAACAGUUCCGGAGGUAGUUGGAUUAAAAUAGUUUUUAAAUCUCCUUGAAAAAAGAAACACAAUACAAAUGUAACUGUAUGUGUGUCUCAUGGUUUUUAGAUGUUCAUAAGUCCCAAGAGCUUGUCGUCUACCUCAUUAUGCAGUGUAUUGUUGUUGAUGGAGCUGAACUUGAAACUGUGUUUUCAAGAUCCUAAAGAUAAAACCAUGUUAAAGGACUGACCCACAUGUGUAUAGAUACAACGAAAAUAUUCUGUCAUUAAUGUUUAGUUUUUCUCUAUUACAUUUUGAAAAAUAUCCUUAUCACAUUAUGGUGUAUAUUUAUCGAAUGGGGUUUUAUUGUAACUCACCUGAAAUAAUACAGUAAUCCUUAUUUCAGUAUUAUUCUGUGGGCUAUAACCUUUGAUAUAUCAUCCCAAUGGAAAAACACAAUGUGUGUUCUGCAUUGUGGGUUGUUUUCCAUGCCAGCUCAUUUUGACUUUUUUCUGACCUCCAGAACGGAUGAAUUGGUUUUCAAUGCAUUCUUAUAGGACAACGUGUUUCGGUUUACAAAUGUUUUGCAAUAACAAACGUCCCGGAGAACGCAUUAAAUUCGUAAACCGAGGUCCCACUGUAUUGGGAAACUCGGACUUUCUAGAUAAAAUUUGUACAUUGAGCUGGUUUUAUGUUUUCACUAUAUAAAUGGUUUACUUAUUCCGUAUUAUUCUUUAUAUUAAUUUCAUAUUUCUUAUUCCAUGUACUGUGCCUCAACCCGCUAAAAUCCUAGCCAGGAGUAUAUUUACAGUAAUGCAAAAUGCUACUUGGUAUCACGAGGUAUGGUCUCUGUAACUCCUCUUCCUCUUAGUUAUGAAACAUUCUCUAAUGGUGACUGUUUCAUUGUCCGUUAAACAUAACAAUACAAUUUGUUUUACAAAUUAUAUUUGAUAUACCUUCCAACAAUGAGAGGUGGCAUAGGCAGGUCGGCAAACCAGAAUUCGUCAUCAACAAUUGGUGAGCCUUCCCAUAAAGUGGUGUUUUAACCUGCCAUGUGUGCAUAGCAGGCUGAGAGACAGAUUCUGUGGCCAGCUCAACUCAUUGCAAGCCAUGUGCAGUCCACUCCUGAAGCACCCUUCUGAUGGACUCGAGGUUACUGAGCACAGUACAAGCACAUCUAAUGAUGUGCUUGCACUACCCUGAUGUCCCUAGCUGAUGGACACCAGAGAGCUAAACUAGGUCAGAACCUCAAAUUCAGGAACCAUCCAGGCAAGCCUAGGACACAUGGAAAAUAUGAUUUAACCAAUAAGAAACAAUUAUGUGAAAUUAAAAUAAAUCAUACCUCAAUAAAAAAGUAUAUAGGCUAGAACUGGGAAAACUGUAAACAGGACCCUGAAUAUACAUAAAGUGUUUGAGAAUGGCAAGUUUUAUAACAAGCAAAUGGACUGUUUCUUCUUUGUAUGGACUUGACCCUGAAGAUGAAGAAGAAGAAGAAAAGACUAGAUGAAGGGUAGAAAGUGUAAAUAAGAUUGUUCCGAUUUCAAAGGCUUGAUUAUCCAAUCAGACAAAACAAAGAAGCUCCGAUAGAAAGGGAAAGAAAAAGUUCAAAAACCGUGCAUCAGUGAUUAAUUUGAAAACUAUUUUUUCCCAUCUGUUAAAUUUCUAAUCAACAGCCUCUUCAUGAGGAAGUUAUUUUGAUCUGCAUAUUUGAAGCUUAUUUUUAUAGCCAUUCUCUUAUUUUCCAAUAGAUAUAUUUUGCUUGGCAUAGGGGAAUUAGUGACUCAUUGGAGGGAUUUAGCGGAAAGCUACUGAAAAUGAAUUUCAAUCCCUCGAGAGUUCACACUGUAAGAUGAUAUUGACAUAAAAUUGCUUCUUCUUAUUUGGUUAAACGAUGUUUAACAUUGGCGGGAGGCCAUCUUUUUUUAUUGCGUCCUUUGAUUCUGAAAAUAUUUAGACACUCAAUAGCAGCAUACAGGUGGAGGAUUUUUGACACUUAAUUUUUAAUCCAACUACCAUUUAUUUUUUAUCAUCAUCCCUGUCGAUGCUCAAUUUCCAUCCUCGCAGUGAGACAGGAAAUCCCCAUUGUGUCAUUUUCCAUAGUUUCCAUCAGUAAUUCUGUAGAUGGAAUGCAACGUUGAGACAUUGAGCUGUAACACUGGUAUUUUUCCACCUCACACUGCAUGUUUCUUAGAAUGGAGAAUAACGUUUUACUGAAGCAGAAAUUAUUUAAAUUGCAGUUAGAUGAUCCUUUUAAACCAGUGGUUAUUUUUUUUUUUUUAGUGAGAUGCAAAUUUAUAAACACAGCACUAGCUUGGUGACCCAAUUUCCAAUUGUAAAAUUAACUAAAAGACCCAUUCUUUGAUUUUAUAAUUCAGUUAAACACAUCCAGUGAAAACAUCUUCCAUCCAUUAUAGUCACCAAAACAACUUUACCUUAAUGAAGCAAUUUUGGUUUAUAGAUCAUGCCCCUGCUGUCUCACUGCUCAAUUCUCUGCAUUUAGGAGUUAACUCACUAUGUUAAUGCAUCCCUAGGAACACUUAUCUGCAUGUGAUUUACACAGCCUCCCUAAACACUUCCUGUAAAGAGUCAUCUAAUGUUUCCAUUAUUGCAAAUUCUGUUUAAUUUAGAAUUUUUUAUCUCCUGCUCUGUUAAUAGCUUGCUAGACCCUGCAGGGGCCUCCUGUAUGUAAUUAAAGUUCAAUUUAUGGAGCAGGAGAUACAAAACUUUUAAAGUAAAUGAAACCAUUUUGUUUGCAUGCAGGCUAUGUCAGUCACAGCGAGAAGAGGUAUAGCUAGGGCUGCAUGGACAGAAACAAAAGUGAUUUAACUCCUAAAUAGAAGUGAAUUGAGCAGUGAUACUUCAGAGGCAUGUCCUAUACACAAAAACUACUUCAUUAAGCUAAAGUUGUUUUGGUGACUAUAGAGCCCCUUUAAACAGUUAAGAGUAUUCAUUGUAUUAAAGGGACACUCCAGGAACCCAUACCACUUCUGUCCAUUGGAGUGGUCUGGGUGCCAACUCGCACUACCCUUCACCCUGCAAGUGUAAUUAUUGCAGUUUUUAUAAACUGCAACGAUUACCUUGCAGGGUUAAGUCCUCCUCUAUUGGCUGUCUUGCAGACUAGAAAGACUUCAGGGUUCUUUGAACACGAAAAGUGUUUUAAACGACGCUGGACGUCCUCACUCUAUGCAUGAGAACCUCCAGCAUCGCCGGAAUCCCCAUAGGAAAGCAUUGUAUAAUGGAGCCUGACCCAAGGCCGAGGGACAUCGGGGCUGGAUUCAGGUAAGCAACAUCGGAUGGGGGGUGGGAGGGAAAGGGGGUCCUGCAGUGCCAGGAAAACGGACAUGUUUUCCUGGCACUGGAGAGUUCCUUUAAGUAUAGCGAUAAUGCCACAGUAUACCAUGUAAAGCUUAGCCAACCAAUGGGAACUUAAUUUUGUGUCCCUAAACAGGAGUUGAGAAUAAUUGCUCAUAUCACAAUUUCAAUUAUGUUCAGCAGAAGCACUUUAAUUUUUAGUACGGAUUAGUGUGCCAUAAACUGGGAAAGGUGAGUAACACUUUUUUACUCACAUAAGGCAGUUCAUAAGUUCUCGGAUAAACCAACCCAAGAUAACAAGCAGAUCUUUUGCAUUCUGCAUCAUCAAUUUAAAAGAAGGGCCUCACAGCUCCUUUAGGAGGAUUUAUAAUUGGAUAUUGUAACUGCAGUACCAGACAUAUUUUAUUUAAUAUCUAUAUGGAUUACGUGUAACAUAUAUACAGCAUAUUUCCCUCCCUGUUUAUAUAUCUCAUAUAUAUUGUGAUAUCACAGUAGUUCAACAUUAUAUUCAAAUUGAGAUCUUUAUUAUUCAAGAUCAGGUGAUUAGGUUUCCUGAUUCUGCUUGCUCAGUUAGUCUCAGGAUACUUAUAAAACACAUAUUUCAAGUGCUCUUUUUCUCACAAGGAAAAACACCAACUCAUCUUUUCACAUACAGAGCAAAAAAUCUUAUGAAUAGCAAGCUUUUAGAAUAUACCAGGAGUUCUAGAUGAGUAUUUCACUUCUGUGUUGCCUCCUAAUAUUUUGGCAUUGUUUAAUACAUUUCCAAUAUGUGUAGUGCUCUAAUUAUCUUAAUAUUUCGUUCAGGUGUUAUAACUAGUAUACCAUCAUCUGGCUCUUCUUUGGAUGGUUUUGUUAUUCUUCCUCGGUGGCUACAAUAUUAUCUAAUUGUUGAUUUUUAGCACAAAAGUUGACCCAACUGCUUGCAAAACUUGAACAAUUAUUGUAUUAAUACAUUGACUUUGUGCAUAUUUUGUCAAAACUAUGAUGGUUUGAAAUAACUUUUGUAGGUUUGUUGUAACAGUCCCCACCAUGUUAGAUCUUUUGAAGUAUUCUACCAGCACUCGAUCUCGUUAUCCAUAUCUGAUCUUUAACUUUCGCUCAUCAACAAAAAAGUUUAGUUUACCUGCUUAUCAUGUGCUGGAUUUGAAAACUAAAACUGGAUUGGACUGUUAUUCGGAUUCAAUGAAGCCGAAUGUGCAUCAGUAAUUGCUAUCUCGUAUGUUGCAUAUAUGUCUCUUGACUGUUUUGUUACUGCAGACUCUGUUUUGCCAUUACUCACUGAGUCCCGCGAAGAUGCAAUAUGAUCUUUAAAUUCCCAGCCUUUGAUGAAAUCUUUAAAAUCUCACAAUUUCUGCAUUGUAUGAGAACACAAUGUCUGGAAUUCCAUGACUUGCAAAGUCAACUUUAAAGUUUUGAAUGAAUGUUUUCUGGAUUUAAAUAUUCCAGUUCCCCAAAAAUAUAUAAACAGUUAUAAAAACCUGUUUGUUAAAGGAUCACUAUAGGGUCAGGAACACAAACAUGUAUUACUGACCCUUUAGUGUUAAAACCACCCUCUGGCCCCCCUGGGCCCCUCAUGCCUCCAUAAAUAUAGUAAAUAUCUUACUGGAUUCAAGCCAGAAGCUGUGGAUCUGCAUGCUGUUUGCCUCAAACAAAAACAAGCAGUCUGCUGACAUCAUCAGAAGUGGUAGCCUGAUCAAAUCACAAUGCUUCCAUAGGAUUGGCUGAGACUGACAAAGAGGCAGAUCAGGGGCAGAGCCAGCAUUAUUCAAUCACAGCCCUGGCCAAUCAGCAUCUCCUCAUAGAGAUGAAUUGAAUUAAUGAAUCUCUAUGAGGAAAGUUCAGUGUCUGCAUGCAGAGGGAGGAGAUACUGAAUGUUUGGAUGCAUUUUAGGCAGCCAUGACCCAGUCAUGACCCAGGAAGGAUCUCUAACAGCCAUCUGAGGAGUGGCCAGUGAAGUUAUCACUAGGCUGUAAUGUAAACACUGCAUUUUCUCUAAUAGGUAAUUAUUCUACUCACCAGAACAAAUUCAAUAAGCUGUAGUUGUUCUGGUGACUAUAGUGUCCCUUUAACUCAAGUGCAUAUAUCUAUUCUACAUCCACAGAUCUGAAAAUGUGUUUAUUGUACAUCAACCUGGUCUAUACGUUGUGACAUUAUGUUCUUAUUGAACAAAUAUGAAGGGAUAACAAUUGUAGACUUCAUCCAUGGACUUUAUGGAAUUUCAUCUGCAAUGUUCAAUGUUAUUGGCUGUUUCAACAUUACAAUUCUUACAUUUGUCCAUAGACAACCCUCAUCUCUAAUAUGUGAAAAGAGGGAUAUUGUCACUGGAUUCUAUUGUUUACUUGUAGACUAGCCUUGCUGUAUCAGACCUUUCAAAAGUCUCGGUCCCAAUUUUCUUUCAUCAUCAGUAGUAUAUUGAAGGGUUUAGACUUUAAGACAUACAUACAGUAUAACGUAGGCAAUACAGUGUAGAUGUGAAGUGUGUCAAGUACAUCAGAUAUAAUGCAAUGUUCCUGCCAAUCUAAAAUCAAACAAUAAAACAUAAAUUAGUCAUUAACAUGUCAAGACCAAAUAUGAUAGCUCUCUUAAGGGGAUAUCUAGUAUCGUGUCAUACCUCCAGGAACAUUACUUUUCCAUGUCACGAGUUUAGAGAAACUGGUAUUUUUUUUUUUUUUAUAUUUGAAAGGUAAGCUUGGAAUUGACAUUGCCUUUAGUAUAUCGGCUACCUCUCUCCAAAAGGGCUAUAUCUUUUUGCAACCCAACAGAUGUGUAACAUGGUGCCUUCCCAUGGCCCACUUUUUCAGCAGAGUGGUGAUACAGCUGUGUAGAUAUUGUGGAGGCAAGAUGAGUGUAAGGUACCACUGGUAGACCAGCUGAACUGUCCAAAUUUUGUGAUCUUGUCUUGUGGUCACAGGUCGGCUCCCUGGUGUUCCUCAUCUGGGGACACCAGGGAACUGUCCAAAGUAAGCACAAUACAGGACCAACAUUAUAUGUGCCUGUGCUGUUCUAAAUAGUGACAGGGCACUGACACCAGACAGAGCACUUCAGGAGUUUUUUAUGCAUGGUCUGACCAAAGUGGGGCUUACCUGAGAUGCUGUCAGUCAUCCAGAUGUGUGAUCAUGCAAGGAUAAAAUCCCCCAAUUUCUGUCAAACUGACCACUUUAUAAACUGUCUGAUUCCGUUCUUGGCUGGGCCUAUCCAUUUGUCUACCCUGUGCUCGUUUUUCCACCCACCUUUGUCCUCGAUCUCCACAGAGUCAAAGGCAAGGUUGGGAGAUAUGCAAUCUGACUUUUUUUGCCAAGAUUUUCCUUCUCAGUUGAAGAUAUGUUUGUUUGUGUUUUGCAUAUAUUCAAUGAGAUUUAUAGAUAUAUGUCCUGGUCACAUACAUUUUUUUAUUCUUAAGACCUAUUAACUAAACAUUAAAGAGUUGUGAACUGCAAACCAUUUUAAUCACGUUGACUUUUUCUGGGUGUAAUUUUGGGUUAGAUGACAGAUUACAUCAAGCAUGUCAAGCUUGUGGGCCAGGAGCCGCAUGCGGCCCACAAUGAAUAUUGAGACCUGCCUCCCUGGGGCCGCUUUGUGCUGUGGCUGCACCAGCCGCAAGACAGGAAAGAUAUUUCCUGUCUGAUUCUUGUCUUCCCUCCCACAGCCACAAGAGGGCAGAGUGGCUGUCUGUCUGCAGAGCAGGCCAGCUACUCCCCUUUCUCUCCUGCUCGCAGUGCCAGAGGAGCGUCUGGUCUGCUGGAGCAGAGAAGAGCAGGGCUGGAACUGGAGUGCCGACUCAUCUUAAGGUAGGAAAAGAGGGGCUUGGUGGACCUUCCUGUGUAAUGUGUUAAAUUGGGGAUGGGGGGCAGUGUAUUAAAUUGGGGGAGGGAGGGAACCAGUGUAUUAAAUUGGGGCAGGGAGGGUGGCCAGUGUAUUAAAUUGGGGCAGGGAGGGUGGCCAGUGUAUUAAAUUGGGGCAGGUAGGGGGGCAGUGUAUUAAUUUGAGGGAGGAAGUGUAUUAGAGUUGUGGGGGGGGGGCAGUGUGCUAAACGGGGUGAGGUAGUGGACAGUGUUUUCAAGUUGUGGGAGGGGGCAAUGUGUUAAAUUGGGGGAGGGUAGUGUAUUAAUUUGAGGGAGGAGGUAUUAGAGUGGUGGGAGGGGCAGUGUGUUAAAUUGGGGGCAGUGUAUUAACUUGGGUGAGGGAAAGGGGCGAUGUAUUAAAUUGGGAGGGAGGAGGGAAGUGUGAAAUUGGGGAAAUGCAGUGUAUUAAAUUUGGGAUGGAGGAAGGAACAGCAUACAUUCACCAUUUCAGUCCCAUUACCAAACUUUUCUUAAUAUGUCAAGGUAGUUGAACUGAAACAUUGGUUAUAUGCAAAUGCGUUUCUUAAAAUAAAUUCGCUUUUUUGUUGUUGUUUUUUUGCGGCCCACAUAAACUUAAACCUUGUUUAUUUGGCCUAUGUUAGCCUUUGAGUUUGACAUGCUUGGCUUACAUGGUAGAUUCCCAAUGCAUGUUUUUCAGUCACUAGAAUUUUAGUUAGUGAAUUUGUUUGCCUUUUUUUAAUAUUUUUUUUCCCCAACAUCUUUUCAAAAACAGAAUCAUUUUAACCAUGGCCCUUUAUUGCAUACUCCUUAUUUUCACCUUCAACACUGAUGAGUACAUUGACUUGCUUUGUAAUAAUAUAUGACUGUCCCUCGCCAGGGUAGGCAACCUUCAGAUAUUUUGGUGUACAUUUCCCUUAAGGGCUCUUACAGCUUUAAUGUUGGCAAACAUAGAAACAUAGAAACAUAGAAUGUGACAGCAGAUAAGAACCAUUCGGCCCAUCUAGUCUGCCCAAUUUUCUUAAUACUUUCAUUAGUCCCUAGCCUUAUCUUAUAGUUAGGAUAGCCUUAUGCCUAUCCCACGCAUGCAUAAACUCCUUUACUGUGUUAACCUCUACCACUUCAGCUGGAAGGCUAUUCCAUGCAUCCACUACCCUCUCAGUAAAGUAAUACUUCCUGAUAUUAUUUUUAAACCUUUGUCCCUCUAAUUUAAGACUAUGUCCUCUUGUUGUGGUAGUUUUUCUUCUUUUAAAUAUAGUCUCCUCCUUUACUGUGUUGAUUCCCUUUAUAUAUUUAAAUGUUUCUAUCAUAUCCCCCCUGUCUCGUCUUUCCUCCAAGCUAUACAUGUUAAGAUCCUUUAACCUUUCCUGGUAAGUUUUAUCCCGCAAUCCAUGAACCAGUUUAGUAGCCCUUCUCUGAACCCUCUCUAAGGUAUCAAUAUCCUUCUGAAGAUACGGUCUCCAGUACUGUGUACAAUACUCCAAGUGAGGUCUCACCAGUGUUCUGUACAAUGGCAUGAGCACUUCCCUCUUUCUACUGCUAAUACCUCUCCCUAUACAACCAAGCAUUCUGCUAGCAUUUCCUGCUGCUCUAUUACAUUGUCUGCCUACCUUUAAGUCAUCAGAAAUAAUCACCCCUAAAUCCCUUUCCUCAUAUGGUGAGGUUAGGACUCUAUCAAUUAUUCUGUACUCUGCCCUUGGGUUUUUACGUCCAAAGCAAAGCAAAAGUAGAGGUGUAGUCCACAACAUCUCUUAGCCAAAGGUUGCCUACCCCUGCUCUAGAGCUUAAAAUUACUGAACAGGACUGCGAACAACAAUGAUCUGUUACUGUUCACAGUUUUUGUUUCCUAGAGGAUUGCAUGUUACACUGGCGUAGUUUGUUAUCGUCAUCUGUUUAUAGAAUUAUAUUGGGAUAUCUAUUACUCUGGUUCUGUCAAGUUACGCUAGUAUUUAAAAUCGUGAGUCAAUAUAGUAAAUUGGACAGAUAUGCAUUUUAUUCCGUAUGCUGCUUUUUCGACACACAAAUAGCAGCAUAACCACUGCACUGAGUUUUACUAGUUUUGGUGCUGAGCGUGUCCCUUAAAGUUUAUAUGUGAAUAAUGCAUAAACAAUUUCAUUUUGCAAAUUAUUUUGAGUUUAAAGUCAACGUGCUGCUUCAAAUUUUUUAAACGUUUCUCUCGUUUGCCCCUAAUAUUGUGGUCCCAUUUGAGCCCAAAAAAUUACAUAAAUAUUUUUUGUUUUAUCUCUCACUUGUGCAACUCUUUAGCUCCAAAAGGAUCACAGAAUGUUACAUAAUUCAUUUCUGAUUUGAGACAAUAUCAAAAAGUAUGCAAUCCCAACUGCAUGACAAAACACUGAGCUAACAUUUAAAUAGCUCUCCUGUGAGCCAUGUUUAAGGGGGUUACUUUAAACAACUCAUAAGAUUGCAAUUUUGUGUGUAAUGACCAUUUAAUGACAUAAAAUGUAUUACAAUUCAUAAAUUUUAUGAGCAACACAAAAGAACAGGGUGAUGUGUGAGCAAGUUCAGCCUUGUAACAUAUUGCAGUGCUUUUGCCAGUACAGCAGAUGGCGAAAAGUGGGGGUAUAUUAACUAAACUGUCUUUGAUGAGAACUUACUAUUUUAACAUCACUAUUAUAUAUCUUGGUUGGUAAAACAACAACUAUUUGUUUUGUGGACAUACAGUAGAAGGUAGAAAGGAUUCCACAAUUAAAUUCGCUGGCACCCUCCCGGAGUAAGGAGUUAAAACUUUUGGACAGUGGUUUCCAAACCCGUCCUCAUGGCCCACCAAUAGUCCAGUUUUUUUCAGUAUAACUGUGGCGAAAACAAGGGAAAUGCAUAAAUCCUGGAUUGCUGGUGCGUCAUGAGCAUUGCUUUGUGAACCAAUGCUUUUGGGAAUGGUUUUACAACUUAGCUGAGGUCCACUGAGACCUGGUUAUUUUCCUCCAUUAAAGCCAAAGUCCCUGCAGUGGCUGUAGUGGUUAUGGUGUUUAGAGUGUUCCUUUAAAGGACAGUCCUAAUGUUGCGUCAUUUGCUUUUCAACCUGUGGUACCAAAAUUAAGAGUUCUCAAACUUGUCUUUAUUGAGUUGGUUGUGAACUGAAAUCAGAAUUGUCAAAUGUAAGCAAAAAAACAUAAUUCUGGAAAAAAAUUCCAACUCAACUAUUGUCACGGUUUGGCUAAUUCAUCCUGCUUUUAUGAUUUGAAUUUCCAUUCACAAUAAUUUGGAGUUUAGUGAAUAAGCCUUUGAGGGUUAUCACCAAUUCUCAUGUGUUGGAAAGAACAAACAAAGACUUUGGUGUUAUCACAAUUCAUUUAUAUGUUUACUCACUAUUGAACUUUGGAAAGGGUAGACAAAUUUGCGAUUAUUAACCUGUGGCUUGUGUCUGAGUUGAAGGAAGUGUGAUACACUGUACUUAAUCAUGUUUUUUUGUAGAAUAUUAUUUGUACUGAUCUUAAUUUUACCUAUGGCCAUGAUAACACUGAUUGAUUUGAAAAGGCAGUCUGUCUUUCUCUAUUUUCUCUAUUUUUUUAUCCAGCUUUAUAUUCAUCCAUCCUUCAAUAAUGUUUGUACUUAUCACAUGUGUGUUUUAUCUUUAGAUUUUUUUUGUUACUUAUCUUAAAAUUGCACUAAUUCUUUCCUCCUAAAUAGAGCUUUCCCCCCAGGCAUGUAUGUAAGGGAUAUUGCAGGGCUAGAGAGGGCAGGUCUUCAACGUUUCAAGCAUCUUUAUUUGAACCUAUCCCAAACCUAUGCAUGCCUGCCCUGCUGGAAGCAGUACAGAGAAUGAAAGAGAAUUACUUAAUGGUUAUACGGCCAUCCAACAUAACACUACACAGUCCUUUGAAAAAAUAUGGUCUCCCUGGAAUGGAACCUGGGGGACUAGGUGACCACAGGGAGGGAGAGGGUGCGCAGCAUUGUGGUGGGACACAAAUGCUGGGGGAACGCCAGUUCCUCGUUUGGUGCCCCAACAACAAGCGCAGCUCACCUUUUGUUAUGACUAGUGCUGUCAAGGGCUAAUAUUGUUUUCUUCUUAUGGUAUUUUGACCUUCCUUGUUUUUGGUUACCAUAAAGUUAGGAAAAACUAAAAAAAAUAUUCUUUCUUGGCAAGAGUGAUGCUUGAACUAAUUAUUUUAACAUUCCUAGCUUUGAUAGAUGAGCAAUUGCUGUGGUUGUAACGCUGAUUGGAUUGUUUGAACUGUGAUGUUUUUGUGUUGAUUAUACUUUUCAACUGUUGACAUAAUUGCUUUGUCUACUGUUUGAGCUAUUACUAAGAUCAUCCCAUCUUUAUUGCAUGCACUCUUGGCUUGAUAGUUAAAAUGUCCCAUCUGUAGCUGACAUACCCUUAUGAGAUUAGAACUGGUUAAUUUGCUGGCAGGAGUGUAAUAAUUAUAAUGUGUGAUCUCUGGCAUGCUUGUACUGAUUCAGCUGUGGAGGAGAGUGAAGCGAGUAUUGUUUAAGUAUUUGGCAUGCUAACACCAAGUAUGCUGGUUUAGCUGUUAAAAAUUAUUAAUUAAUUUUACUGAUUCCCAUCGACCAUCAUUUCUGUGAGAUAGUCACAAAUAUAAAUUUAAAGAGAGUUAAUACUGUUAAUGAAAAUGAUUAUUAAAAGAUACAUUUUCAAACAAGGACUUCUCUUUAUAUUUAAUGUAUGCUCUCUUCAUAUUUCAUUCAUAUUGUAUUAGUCAACAAACUUAACUUGUCCAGUUAGGUAAAUUAAUGUAUAAGCAACAAGUAAACUGGUAAGAUACCAACUGAUUGCAACUAUGCAUUCCUAACAUAGAAUGUUUGAACACACAUAUUUACAGCCCAUCUGUCUGCCCAUAUGGUUAUCUGUCCUGUGUUUUUCCUGUUUUUUGCCUGUCUUUCUAUUGUUCUCUUUGCAUAUCCGUCUUUCUGUCUAUCUUUUAUAGAUCUUUAAUUGUAGUGAUUCUGCUCUUUGCAGUAACUUUAAUAUACUGUCUGUAAUGUAUACACUGUGCUGUACUGUUGAUGAUGUGCGCUACACUGAUCGCAUUCUGCAGCGGGCGCUUUGUGCACUAAACGUACUGUUUCAACUGUUAUAAUGACAGCCCUGGUUGCAUUAACUGUACAGCUGGAUCGUUUGAGAGUAUCACUAAUUUUAGAGUUUCACUUGCUGAACUGAUUGUACUGCAAUUUUUACCAUGUUAUUAGCUGUACAUGCUGACCGUACCUCUGCUAUUGGUUGCUUCAUUUUGGCUGCGUUGGGUUCUAGUUUCACAGCUCUCCUUGGUGGAGCUACAUUUGAUAUAGCUGUUAUCGUUUUAACUUGUCAUCAUUCAUAUGUUGCUAAUUUUAUAUUGGUUUUUACCUAUUUAGUUAUUACUGUUUCUAGGAUUUAUUCUAUGUAAUUUGUUGCUGUGCUGAUACAAAGUAUGUUAUUUCAGUCUUUAAAUUUAUUGUACGAUUUGGCCAGUUUAUCCUGCUGGUGUUGUGAGAUUUGUGCUGUUUUGUCUUUGUGCUGGCGUCGUUUCUGAUUUUUUAUCUGUUUGUGGGAUUGUUCUGGGUGUAUGAUUGUAAUGUUUCAGCUGUUGGAUAGAUUGUACCAGUUGUACGUCAAGUCUUGGAAUGAUUGAGUGUCCUUGCAUGUUCUGUUUCUUCACAUCUUUAUCCUUGUCACAGUUUGUAAGCAUUCAAAAAUAUUAUUAGUCCUGUCAGUUUUAUGACUAUAAAUUCAUAUUUCAUUUUAAAGAUCACGUCAUGGUUGGAAAACAAAUCACAGAGGAAGCCAAGCAUGGACUAUGAUGAACAGGCAAUUUUUGCAGAGCUACAUAGGUCAAACAAGCUAAAGUGACUGUUUAUUUCUUAUGGGAAUUACAUAACAAUCUUAAUAUUUCAUUGCGCAUAAAGUAUAAUCUGGGGCAUUAUGAAGCCUGAGUGCUUUCUUUUCUUCAAAAGGAAGACACUUUAAGCUAUCAUUAAUGUCUUCCACGCAUCUAAGCGUACUCAUGUGGAUAUAUCAUCAGCUACACAGUGUGUCAAUAUAUGUGUUUUAGCAUGUUGUUCCACUUGCUUAUGAACUUUGUUAAGUAUGUACACUGGUCAGCCACAACAUUAAAACCACCUACCUAAUAUUGUGUUGGUCCUCCUUGAUGCAUCAAGGCAUGGACGCCACAAGACCUCUGAACAUGUUCUGUGGUAUCUGGAACCAAGACAUUAGCAGUAGAUCCUUUAAGUUGUGUGAGUUGGAAGGUGGGCCCUCGAUAGUUCAAAUUUAUUGCUCCAGCAACUCUCAGGAAUGCUCAAUCUGAUUGAAAUCUGGGGAAUUUGAAGUCCAAGGUAACACCUUGAAAUCUUUGUCAUGUUUCUCAAACCAUUCCAGAACAAUUUUUGCAGUGUGGCAGGGUGCAUUAUCCUGCUGAAAGAAACCACUGUCAUCAGGGAACAACAUAGCCUUGAAGGAGAGUAUGUGGUCUGCAACAAUCUCUAGGUUGGUGGUACAUGUCGAAGUAACAUCUACAUAAAUGCCAGGACCCAACGUUUCCCAGCUGAACAUUGCCCAAAGCAUAACACUACCUCCACGCUCCUGCCUUCUUCCAAUAGUGCAUCUUGCUGUCAUCUCUUCCCCAGGUAAAAGACACAAUUAUACCUGGCUAUCCACCUGAUCUAUAAGAAAACGUGAUUCAUCAGACCAGGCAACCUUUUUUCAUUGCUUCAUGAUCAAGUUCUGAUGGUCACGUCCCCAUUGAAGACACUUUCAGUGGUGGACAGGGGUAAUCAUGGGCCCUCUGACUGGUCUGCAGCUACACUGCAAACUGUGAUGCACAGUGUGUUCUGACACCUUUCUGUCAUGGCCAUUCCCCACUUGCAUUAAUGAGCCUUGGGUGCCCAUGAUCCUGAUGCCUUUCAUCGGUUGCCCUUCCUUGCACAAUUUUUGGUAGGUACUAGCUGCUGUGAACUCCCCACAAGACGUGCUGUCUUGGAAAUGCCUUGACCCAAUCAUCUAGCCAUCACCCUUGUCAAAUUCACUCAAACCUUUUCACUUGCCCAUUUUUCCUGCUUCCAACACAUGGAAUUCAAGAACUCACUGUUCACGUACUGCCUUAUGUAUCCCACCCCUUGACAGGUGCCAUUGUAACUAUAUAAUCAGUGUUAUUCACUUCACCUGUCAGUGGUGUUAAUGUUAUCGCUGGUUAUUGUGUAUACAAGAGUGUGUGUGUGUGUGUGUGUUUGUUUAUGUGAGAGAUUGGUGUUUCUUGAUAAUAACUUGUUGGCUUUAAAGUGAUCUACCGUACUUUAAAUUCUAGACUGAAUAACUUGAAAAAUAGCCAAGUUGAGAAUAUUUCCAAUUCAGCUAUUUUGGCCUAAAACGUUCAGCUUUUAGUAACUAUCCAACAAUUAAAACCAUGAUAUAUAGCCAUAUAAGGGUAAAAUACAUUUUCUUUUUUGAUAUUGCUUUGUAUUUGUAUUGCAUGAUAAAAAGUAAAUGAAAGAAACAAGUGAUUAUAUUUUCAUGGUAAUUCACUUAACUGUGAAUUGUCAGGAAUUCACAAAUUCUAGAUCAGAUGAAAUGGAAGCAUAGCCGAGUAAUACUUGAAGUUAUAUGGUGGAAUCCUGGCAAUUCGUGGAUUGGCUAAAAGUCAGUAUGCAUAGUAAGCUAUACUAUAUGUGGAUAAAACUUUCUAAUCUGUUAAGAUGUAUUAAUGGGAUAUUUUACCAAAAUAAGAAAAAAUGUUACAUAAAUAUAGGUAGGAACUUUGCACGGUUGACAUCUGAACACAGGGUGGGCAUACCAGGAAAGGGGGCAUUGACAAGGGGUGGUCCAGACUAAGAAGGAGGCAAACCAGCCCAUGAAAUGGACUGUCUAUUAGAAAUGAAGACGUGGCAUGAAUGCUGUUGAAGUGUUCUGUCUAUGUUUCUAAUGUCCAGACACCAUUCACCACAGCUUUAGCUUGUAUAACAAUGUGAUCACGUUGCAGCUGUGAUUGCUGUUGGUGAGGACAGUUCCCUGGUGCCCACAGAUGUGCAAGAAAAAUAAAUAAAUCCAGAUAUGACAGUUAAACUUUAAGAAAUUGUUUUGCUACCUCUGCUUGUCUGUUCAUGGCCACCCUGUCUAGUGUCAUCUUCCAUGAAGUUAUGGUGGGAAAUUGGCUUGGCAGCCAUCCACCUUGGUAAGGUAUCAAGAAAAGAAAAUAGGACAAUGACGAUCAUUUCAUCUUUAAAUAUUAAAUCUGGAGCUGUGGGAAAUGUUCCUACUUGUUCUUGUUGGAGUUUUUCCAGUUCUCUUUACCUUCUGAACCUUCAAAGUUAAUAAGAUCAGAAGAUUGUUGUCAGUUGCCCUUUAUUUAAACUUCCUGUUUGCUAUUGGUGAAGAUUGACCUGGCUUGGGACAUUUCCGAUGUAAGAAAUAUAUUUCUUAGUUUGUGUACCAGUUCAUUUUCAGUACCACCCAGACAGUUAUUUGCACUGAACAAAUUAAAACCCUAACACUGCCUAAAGUAACUGUAUUCAGGGAAAGCUCAAAGGUGCGUAUCAAUCCCAAUUACAAACACCAAUGAACCUAGAACAUUGGUUUGUAAAUUCGAAAACAAUAACAUUAGGGCUUGAAGACGUGUAGACGAACUGCUCCAAAGUUAACAGUAGUCUUCACUGUGCGUUUAUUUAGAAAGUGGUUUACCUGAAAGAAUACUUUGUGAUGUAUCUUGUUCUUGGAUAUGUACUAGUGAACUCGAACAGAACCGAGUUUAUAUUUUGAAAAUAAAGAGAGACCGAUCAGUUAAACCAUGGGUAGGUAAGCUUGAGCACUCCAGAUGUUGAAAACUACAUCCCCCAUAAUGCUCUUACAGCCAUAAAUCUGGCAAAUCAUCGGGAGAGUUGUAGUCCACAAAAUCUGGAGUAACAAAGGUUAAUUACCCCUGAGUUAAACAGUAGCAGAUAAUUUGUGAAUGAUUAGCGGAGUGGAAGGUGUUAAGAGAUGUACUGAGCUGAAGUUGUCUUUUUGCUUAGGUAGUAAAGAAGACCCCAUACAAAAAAAAAUCUGAUGGAUAUUACUUUUUCAUUUUAAGAUAACCGUUGCUGACAGUUUAAUAAUAUGUAGUCCAAAUAAUUGGUCAGGCUCCUGCCACAUACCAGCAUAUUGUUCUAGGAGUUAACUAGGGUAGUUGUGAGUUACCAUUAUAUGACUUAACAUUUUUAUUGUACAAUUUGUUCAAAAACCUUUGUGGGCUCCCUGUUUUCCCUUGAACCUCACCUUUUUGUUUUCUGCAACACGUCUAAUCUACAUAAAAGCUAAUCCCAAUCAAUUCGGCCUAUUCUAAAACUGUAAGAAGAGAGCAUAACAAAACAAGACCUAUUUUAUCAUUAGAACUUCUUCGUAAUGCGGUCUGCCAAAUAAAAUGCAGCUGGGAAAUAAACAUAGACAGACCCAUACAAAGUCUCACAGAUUCACACAGUCUGAGACGUACAAACAAUUUAAGACACACAGGGGUUUAUUCACUUAAUGGGAAAGCUCAGGAACUGGAAGUAUACCUGACUUUUCUAGUUUAACUAUUUUGACCUUAACCCCUUAAGGACCAAACUUCUGGAAUAAAAUGGAAUCAUCACAUGUCACACAUGUCAUGUGUCCUUAAGGGGUUAAAGGACCACUAUAGUGACAGGAAAACAAUCUCGUUUUCCUGGCACUAUAGGGUCUUUAGGUCCCCCCCCACCCUCAGGGUCCCACUCCCGCUGGGCUGAAGGGGUUAAAACACUUACCUUUCUCCAGCGCCGGGCUUCCUCGGCGCUGGGAACUCUCCUCCUUCUGCCGAUGUCAGCGCCGAAUGCGCAUGCGCGGCAAGAGCUGCGUGCGCAUUCAAACCGCCCAUAGGAAAGCAUUACUCAAUGCUUUCCUAUGGACGUCCAGCGUCUUCUCACUGUGAUUUUCACAGUGAGAAGCGCGGAAGCGCCUCUAGCGGCUGUCAGUGAGACAGCCACUAGAGGCUGGAUUAACCCUAGUGUAAACAUAGCAGUUUCUCUGAAACUGCUAUGCUUACAGCUGCAGGGUUAACACUAGAGAGACCUGGCACCCAGACUACUUCAUUGAGCUGAAGUGGUCUGGGUGCUUAUAGUGGUCCUUUAACGUUGAAAUUCGCUUAGAAUUCUCGCUUUAGUAAAUACCUUGUGUUUCCCUUGGUCCAAUAAAAGCCACAUAUGGCUUCGAAUAUUUGUGCAAAGCAGUGUUAGUGAAAGUGUGUACAGUUUCAAUGUGAGUGACUAUAAUUAUUUCUAUGUGAGAGCAAUGGCACACAUCUCCAAGCUGCCUGUAGUGAUUAUAGUGCCAUGAGUGCCCUGGCACCCUCCAAAAUGUAGUAGUCUAAUUGUUUGCUAAUGGUUUGACAAAUUGCAUAGGCACAGGUCACCUCCUCCAGGAGAACUGGAAAUUUUCUAUUCUGAGCUAGCCUGGUGGUGCAGGGCUAUGCUCAUUGGCUUAGAGUGGUCUGAUGAUAAAAGCUCUAUGUAGGAGCUUCUAGUACUCCUGAAUACUCUGACUGCGCCAGCGAACCACAGUAAGUUAUUUGCAGACGUUUUGACUACAUGUCCUGGGAGGGUACCAAGGCAACUGUGGCUCCAUAACCACUACAGUGCACAGUAGUGUUUAUGGUGGUUGGAGUGUCCCUUUAAUCUGUUAUUUUGCUGCGUGUUACAGUCUAGCAAUCAAACAAAAUAAUAUACCUCUUAAAUGUCAUUAAAGGGAUACACCAUACAAUAACACACAUUUUAUACAUUUUAUAUAUUUUCUUACCUAAAUAAAUACAUAACAAUGUGCUAAUAUAUAAUGUACAGCUGCCAUUUGGGAAAUUGCUUUAGCUCUUGCAUACGCAGGAAGAUGAAACCUAAGGUCUGAUAACGGCUGGAGAACCAUGAUAGUUCAUCCCAUAGAGUGCGCCUUGUGUACUUGUUUUUUUUUUUUUAAAUAGUAAUAUAGUCACAGAAAGCAAAGUGACAUGUAGGAAUUAUUCCUCAAUAUGACGGUGCAUCUAUAUAAAAUGAGUCUCAAUUUAUAGCUCUAGAACAGUCUUCUAUAAGCACUAGAACAAUUUAACAGUUUGGUUAAUAACCUUGCAGAAUUCCCUGCUGGCCACAAAGUGUAGAAAAUGUCUAUGUCCUAGAACAGGUAUAGACAACCUUUGGCACUCCAGAUGUUGUGGACUACAUCCCCCAUAAUGCUCUUACACCCAUAAUGCUGGCAAAGCAUCAUGGGAGGUGUAGUCCAAAACAUCUGGGGUGCCAAAGGUUGCCUAUUACGGUCCUAGAAGAUUUAGCUGCUAUAUUAUUUAAUUCCUGGAAGGGCUUAAUUUUGUAUGAAACUGAACUUUGGUUCCCACGUCAGAUGUUUAUAACAACAUUUUUAUAAUCCACUGAAGUCAUAUAAGACUAGCAUUUAGACAGCUUUAAAUUUAGCCAAAUGCUGACUUGAAUUAUGUCGAUUCCAGUGGACUGUGGGCACAGCUGAUGUGUAUUAUUUACAAAAUUACUAAGGUAUCCAUGGAGUAAAUGUUUCAGUAAAUAAAAGCAGACAUUAUUCAUACGAGUAUAUGGUUAUUAAGAAUUGUUUUGUGUGUGCUAGGUUUGAUAUUAUGGUUGUUACUAUGCAUCAAAUCAAGUCAAAUCAUCAAUUACAGAGUUAACGUCAACGUCAAACAGUGGCAGGUGUUAUGUCAAAGGACAACAAAACAAAUGUUGAAAUAGACUCAUGGACAGCACAGUAGUCAGUCUCUGAGACAAAUGGUAUGAACAGCAUUCUCGUUGAGAAAGUGGGGCAUGAUAAGUCAAGAGUUUGGGAAAUAUUUUAGACUAGACAGAUCCCCAUAGUGUUGGAAAAUAAAUACUGUGGAGCUCGAGGCUCUAAGCGUGAAGUUCCUGUCUGAGAUAUCUGAUCCGGUUUUUCCUUAGAACUGUGUCAUUUCAAAACAGGUUGAUGCAUUGUAUUUCUAUAAUUACAACGGAGAAAACCUUGAGAAGCACUUAAAUGGUAAGGUCUGUGGUCCAGAACGAUUUGUUUCAAAGUAUCCAUAUGUACUGCAUGCCCUCUUACAAUGCAUGUGUAAAAUGGCACUGGCUGCACUUCACAACCUUUAAAAUAUAACCUUUACAUCCUGUAGUGUUUUUUAAAUAUAAUGCACAUACAUACUUUCUGGACAGUAGAACACAUUGACAAUUACCAGACAAAUUUAGGCUGCAGAAAUCUGUAAAAAUCUACUUCUUUAAAUUAAUAUGAUUGCAGAUACAAAAAAUAAUUGUCGGUUCUGACAUUGUUACCUUUUACAAGGACGGCUCUUUGUACAGGUAAAAUGUUCCGUCAAAAGAAAUUUCGGAGAAUUGGCACAUUUAUGGCACAUUUAUCCUUCUGCUGGACCAUUAAUGGUGUGAAGACAUUGCAUAAAGAAAAUUCACAACAAAAAUAUUUUGUACACUAACAGGGUUUUAUUCAAGGUGGGAAUGAAAGGUUCAGAGCGAAUGCAAAAGGGAAUUUCAAAUUAAAGGUGCAAAUAGCUGAUGUUUAAAAAGAAAAUCUUUCAAAGUCAGCUAUGCGUUCGCUUUAGCUUCUCUGGUCUUAAAUGUGAAGUCUGUUUAUGAGGUGGUUAAAGGACCACUAUAGGCACCCAGAUCACUCCAGCUUAAUGAAGUGGUCUGGGUGCCAGGUCCAGCUAGGGUUAACCCUUUUUUAAAUAAACAUAGCAGUUUAAUAAACAUAGCAUCAGAGAAACUGCUAUGUUUAUAUUAGGGUUAAUCCAGCCUCUAGUGGCUGUCUCAUUGACAGCCGCUAGAGGGCUUCCGCACUUCUCACUGUGAUUUUCACAGUGAGAAGACACCAGCGUCCAUAGGAAAGCAUUGUGAAUUGCACAUUGGAAUGCUUUUCUAAACAAACAGCAAAAAUAUUAAAGGCAGUGCUAAAUGUUUAUCCUGGAUCUUGUACAGUUAUACCCCCAGUAGACUAGUAGAAAUGCCCUUAUUUUACAUUUGGAUUUUGUAAUAAUGAAUUGGAAUGUAUAAACUAAUAUAAACUGGGUGUUACGUUGAUGAAUAAAUCAAAUUUAAAUGAUUUGGCAAUUUAUAGUAUAUUCAAUAUUAAAAGCAUGAUUACUGUAGUUGUGCACAUUGAAUUGUAAUGCAGAGAGCUGCCAUCAGAAAAGGCAAACUAUAACUAUCAUAUAACUAAACUAUGUCUGAGUCAUGUCUUCAGCAUUCAAGUUUCAUUUAUAUUCUGAUGGGAAUUGCCUCACCAUGUAACAACAGGGGAGCUUAGAUACCUGCUUGUGCUCUACAGAUCUUUGUCAUUUCUCCCAUGCAUCUAUGCAGUCUGGUACUGUCGAUGGUGGUUGAGUGCCUCUAAUGCAGUCUGACACUGUCAAUGGUGGUUGAGUGCCUCUAAUGCAGCCUGGCACUGUCAAUGGUGGUUGAGUACCUCUCAUGCAGUCUGGCACUGUCAAUGGUGGUUGAGGGCCUCUAAUGCAGUCUGGUACCGUCAAUGGUGAUUGAGUGCCUCUAAUGCCGUCUGGCACUGUCAAUGGUGAUUGAGUGCCUCUAAUGCAGUCUGGCACUAUCAAUGGUGGUUGAGGGCCUCUAAUGCAGUCUGGUACCAUCAAUGGUGAUUGAGUACCUCUCAUGCAGUCUGGCACUGUCAAUGGUGGUUGAGUACCUCUCAUGCAGUCUGGCACUGUCAAUGGUGGUUGAGUGCCUCUAAUGCCGUCUGGCACUGUCAAUGGUGAUUGAGUGCCUCUCAUGAAGUCUCGCACUGUCAAUGGUGAUUGAGGGCUUCUAAUGCAGUCUGGUACCGUCAAUGGUGAUUGAGUACCUCUCAUGCAGUCUUGCACUGUCAAUGGUGGUUGAGUGCCUCUAACGCAGUCUGGCAUUGUCAAUGGUGGAUGAGUGCCUCUCAUGCAGUCUGGCACUGUCAAUGGUGGUUGAGUGCCUCUAAUGCAGAUUAAUACUAUUGAUGGUGGUUGAGUGCACUCUCUGAGUGACAGCCACUUAAUGCAUUUAAACCCUGCAAUGUAAACAUUUCCAUUCCUGCAGAAUGGUAAUGAUUUACACUGCAGGGAUAAAACUACAGGGACAGGGCACCCAGUCCACUUAAUUUUAAAAAUCAAAAUUUGCUGUUUGAGUGAAUCAAAAGCACACAGUAUUUACACUACAAUAAAUGUGUUUAUUAAUUUGGUUUCUGUAAAUUAAAUAUAAUUUUGUUCCGUAUCUCCCACUCUUUUUAGGUUUGGCAGGACAGUUCUAAUUCAAUCUAAUGAUGCGUUUGUGCAUCAUGCAUGACCCACUGGCUUUCAAUCUGCCUGGUGUGUAUGCAUAUCAGUCUGUCCUGUUUGGCUAGGACCUUCCCUAUUUUGUAUGAACUUAACACCAUAGUGUUACCAGUUAUGCGGAUAGUGUGACUGAUAUGCCAAUUUUUGUCAUGCCGUACCCCACAAUAUUUAUAUUGGACAGCAUUGCGAGGUAUGGUCUAAUCUAAGCAAGUUAUUUAAAUUUAGAUCAUAAUAUAAUCUAAAAAUGGAUCUUACAUUGACUCAUUUAACACCCCAGGUAAUUUAAUGAAUAACGUGUAAGUAUGAGUGGGCUACUGAACUGGAACAGAAGGAGGAAGGCGGGAGAGAGGGUAGGGGCAAGGCUAGAGAAGUUCAAUAGACAGAAAGGGUUGUAGAGGUUGAAAGUUGGAAAUAACCUAGAAACAGAUUGAAGUGAUAACUGAAAGGACAACAAGUCAGGAAAUAGAAUGUUGAAGGACAAGAAGCAAUGUCCUUCAACAUUACUUGUGGAAGAUUGGAUGAACAAAAUAGAGACUAGCUUCAUUACAAAUGACUGGUGUAGUUUUACUGUGGGAUGUGGGUGUAAUGUUUCAGCAUUCAUAAAUGUUAAUCAUGGCUCUCACUCAUUUUUUCAAAUGAUUGCUUAGAUUACAAGAAGGCAAAUAUAUUCUACUCUUCUUUUAGGACAUACGGAAUGAUUGGAAAACCAAGAAGUUAUGCAAGUGCAUAUCUUUUACAUAGAGGGAUAUCAGAAUGACAGUGUAUUAUGAAGUUAAAUAAAUAAAUAACAAAACUGACUACUGCAGCAGAAAAAAAAAAAGAUGAGUCACCAUUGCCAGGAAUUUAAUCCUCGACCCUUAGAUUUUCCGCAGAUGUUAUGGACAAAUGCCAAUAGACUAUCUGCUGCGGAGAAGCGAGAUUCAAUUUAAUCAUCAUCAAGGAUUAUCUGAACAAUUUAUAUUUCAUUUUCAAUAUAAACUCAAAUGCUUUAGGAGGAAUUGCCCUUUUUAAACUCUGGCAUGAGUGUGCCUUUAAUUGUAAAGUCAAGAUUGUUCUCUAUCCUCAAAUUUACUUAUUUUCUCAACUUUUCUUGUUUUCUGAUAUUCGAGGAUAUAUUGGGAGCAUUCCAAAGAACGCACACUUGUAGAUUUGAUCUGAAGCCCACACUCUUGUGUGUUCUGUGCAGCCACAUCAAAGCGACAGUCCUUGCAAUUAAAUAUUGAAGAACUUUUCACUGACUAAUACUGAUCUGAUUUUUUUUCCUUGUGUGGUUACAUUUUAUUACUGGUAUACGUCAAAUGCUUUGGCUCUUUCAAUGUCUCAGUUUUCUUAAAGUGAGUCUUACAUGUGCAAACUUAUCUGCUUACUUUACACGUAAUUGUACAGUGAAUAUAUAUAAUAGACUUUAUUUUUUAAUAGGAUUUUUUUCUUCUAAUGUUUUACAUGUUACCAUGUAUAUUAUUUGGACAAAAAUAUUGGGAAACACCUCUAAAUUAUUGAAUUCAGGUUUCAAUCAGACCCAUUGUCACAGGUGUAUAAAAUCAAACACCUAGCCAUGUAGUCUGCAUUUACAAGCAUUUGUGAAAAAAAUGGAUUGUUCUGAAGAGCUCAGUGAAUUCAAGCAUGGUACUGUGAUAGGAUGCCACCUUUGCAAAAAGUCAGUUUGUGAAAUUUUGGCCUUAUUAAAUAUUCCACGAUCAAAUGUAAGUGGUAUUAAUGGAAAGAGGAACUAUGUAGGAACUCUAGAGCAGUGGAAACAUGUUCUGAGUGACAAAUCACGCUUCUCUGUUUGGAAGUCUGAUUGGCGAAUGUCAGGAGAACAUUACCUUCCUGACUGCAUUGUGCCAACUGUAAUGUUUGGUGUAAGAGGAAUAAUGGUAUUGAGUUGUCUUUCCAGUGGUUGGGCUAGGCCCCUUUUUCCAUUGAAGGGAAAUCUUAAUACUUCAGCAUACCAAAGCAUUUUGACCAAUGUUAUGCUUCCAACUUGGUAACAGUUUGGGUAAGUCAGGCCCUUUUCUAUUCAAGCAUGACUGUACCACAGUGCACAAAGCAAGGUCCAUAAAGAUAUGGCUGUAUAAGUUUGGUGUGGAAAAAACCCAACAGGCCCUCAACCUUAUCAAACACCUGUAGGAUGAACUGGAACAGAGAUUGCGACCCAGGCUUUCUCCUCCAACAUAAGUGCCUGGCCUUAUAAAUGCUCAAGUGGAUGAAUGGGCAGAAAUUCCCACAAAAACUCUCCAAAAUCUUCCGGAAAGCCUUCCAAGAAGAGUGGAAGCUGUUAUAGCUGUAAAAAAGUAACCUACUAUAUAUUAAUGUCUAUGUAUUUAGAUGUUAUGUCAUAAAAACCCCUGUUGGUAUAAUCGUCAGUCGUCCCAAUAAUUUUUUCCAUAUAUGGUAUAUAGGGGCUGGUGUAACCUGAAUUUAAAGCUCUUUGGAUGUCAUCAUUGCAGGUUAAAGAAGUAAAAAACAUGACCAUGCCUUGGAAAAUAACUGGAAAAUUUGGUCACUGUUUAAGAAGUAGACCGAACAGUAGGAGCUUUGCACGAUUAGUUCUCUACUUUAUGACUUUGCCGUGUCAAGGCACACCUUACAGUCCAAGAUUACCCGGGUGUAUUUAAAGUGUUUAAAAAACUAAAAACACCUUAGACUCUAAUUGUUUUUUCCCCCAUUUUCUAAACACCUUAGACACACCUGGGUAAUCCCUAAAUCUUGGACUGUUAGGUGUGCCUUAAGGAGAGGGUUGAUGAGCACUGCUCUAUACCAUUCUAGAAGACCUAUGUAAACGUCUUGUUAAUGGUAAAUGAAAUGCUUCAAAUAGAAUGCUCAUGGGUUAUUUAUUGGGAAAUUAAUCAUCAAACUAUUCAAUUCUAAAUGCAGUUAUUACAUAAUCCAAAAAUCAUGAAAAUAAUAUUAUAUUUUGCUUACUGAAAAACAGGCUUUUAAGAAGCAAAAAUAAUCCUUACUCUAAUCUUGUGAAAGGGACUUUGGUAGUUACCAUCUCCAAAUCUUAUGAUGGUCAGGCAAACUGGCUCGGUAUCAGUACUGUCAAAGCCCAAAACAGAUGGUGUGCAAGAAAUAUCCUAUACUUCCUGCUUGGCAGUAGUUUUGCAGCAGCAACACUUAUUUUAAAGUAAUUUCCUCAACAUAUCUGUGAUCCAUUUUUUAACGUGCAAGAUGCCAGUGCUCAACAUAGUUCUUGUUUAUGCAGGCAUGAACUUAAUUAUCAAAUGUAUGCUGACAGCAUGCAAAUGGAUUUGUUUUGUUAUCUAUCUCCAUGACAAAGCUUUUGGCAUUUUUCAUAUUGGUAUAUUUUCCCAGUUUUCUGGAUUGAUACCCUACCAAGCUGUAAUUUACACAGAUUUACUUAUUACUGUUUUAAAAUAAGUUUCACAUUUGACAGAAAACUGAAAAACUUGAUAUCUACCACUAUUACUGUUUAGAGGAAAAAAAUGGCUAUUUCUCAAAAUGCUAAAUGGAGAGAGGCUCAGCUCUCUGGCGCCCAGUGUUAAAUAACAGAAUGUUAGACGAAGGGGGGCAUCUGUUUGGGUGUCAGUGGACCUCUUUCAUUUGACAUUUUAGUGGUAUGUUACGAUAUGUCCAGAUUUAAAGGGUGACUCUAACCCCCUUUAAUAUCCUGCCAUUUUACUUUAAAAUGACCAUUUGGGCAUUAUGAGACUUCCCCCACAUUAUAAAGUAGCAAAUUAGGCUGUAAACGUACCUUGAUUUCAGCGCCAGGCGAAGCUUCUGGAGCUCCUCUCCACGCUUCCUCUGACUUUACAGCCUCCCCUGCUGUCCAAUCAAAUGCUUUUGAUGGAAAGGAAAUGGAUAGCUUUAGUUCAAUAUAAAAAUAAAUAAAUCACAAAGCAGAAAGAUUAGGGGAGGACUGGGAGGGAAUGCAUGGAGGGACGGAGGGGAUAUUCAAUUUCCCCUUGCAGGCACACUGACGACAGGCAUAUUUUUUUGCACAGAAUACAUUAGGCAGCAAGAAAAUUUAAUCUGGGCUUCUUUAGUCAGGUGUGCCGGGUGCACAACUUGCCCCCAACACAAAAGUGCCAUUAUCCGAGGCAGAAAUGCUGCACAUACACAGUCUGUGAUGGACCGCCUGGCACUCCGAACGAGUACCUCCGCCAAUCGAUUCCUAGUGCUCACCAAGGAAUUCCAGCACUCCACCAGACACCAUAAGCACUGCAGACCCCACUUCCAGCGAUCCAGCGGCGCCAGGGUCUCGCCGUCCUUUACCCACCCUGGACCCAAGACCGGGAUCCAGUUUCCAGUGGGCAGACCUCUCCUACUCCCAGAGAGCGUAGCAGGAACAGCUCUUAUAAGAGCUAGUGAUUAUAAUUCCUGGGGAGUAUAGUGAUAUAGCAAUUCCCCCACACAUGAGAUGAGACUCUAUAUUGAGGGUAAGCAGGAACAGAAUUUUAAUGGAGGCACACUGGCCUUUUAUGCAAGUUUCCCAACAAGGGUGACAACCAGGUGGACCUUUGUUGGGCACAGUGAAUAAACCAAUAAAAACAGAGUCAUACAGUGAGACACUCCCAUACACAAACAAUAGAAUCCCUCCUCUGUGCUUGGGAGAUAAUUAAAUCAGGAACUGUACUAAUCUUACCCAAUUAUCUCCACAGAAAAACAUACAAUUUUAUGAAACCCCAUAACAGUUACAUCCCCUUAUAGCCCCUGAUCUGGGUGAACAACAUAUCCAAAAAUCACCCAGAUUGGUUCAGGGGUUCAGGAAUUUCCUGGAAGUCAUAGUUUUGACUGACCGUGCACAUGGUCCUAUGCCCAAAACAGUUCCAGGGAAAUCAGUGCUAACAGUCAGUCAAGUUCUGUAGUCUUGUACAGGUUUCCCUACAGGGCCCAUAGUCUGUGGGCAGGAGGCUGGCAAAUAGGCCACUCCAAGUACAAGUAGCGAGGUUACUUUUGCCACACAGCCCUACCACUGUGACCACUUUUAAAUGCAGAAGUGGUCAUGAUGGAUGGAGUAACCCUUUUAGAAAACUGGCCUUCUGUAAAAUGUCACCUAUUUGCAUCGUUUCUGUAAUACAGAGCAAUAAAACUCACCAAAGCUCGGGGGCGGGGCCUUGCUCACAAGUUGACCAGGCGUGCUUCAUAUGAGCUCCUGCUAGAAUGUGCUAUAUUUCAGCUAAAACUACAAAAAUACAGCUGCAAACCGCAUAGAAGACACCUUUAACAGAAGGGACACAAAAGGUACCAAGAUAACAUUUGCAAGCUUAUCACACUAUCCAGCCCUGAGGCCUCCUAGGAUUGCAGGCCUGUUAGCAGGGAGAGGCAGCCGAUCUCCCGCUUCGGACAGAGCCUCCUGAAGUGAAUCUUCUAGAACCCAAUUACCUCCCCCCUUUGGACCGGUGGGGGUUAUCCUGAAUACUCUGCAGUGGCAAGCACAAUCUCAACCGCGUGGCGAAUCAAAGAUGGCUGCUGUGCUGAAACCCAUCCUGAGUGAAGCAGACCAUGAGAGUCUAGAUAGGGUAAAAAGUUUUGAGGCCAGAUUUGACAUGUUGUGCCAAGACUUCUGGACUCGUAUGGCAUGUCGCACGGCCACUCCAGCCUCACCGGUCCCACCACAGACUCGAGCAGCAGCUCCAGCUCACUGGCCGCAACCACCCAGAUAUCCAUACACCCGUGCGGUGUGUCUAGUUCCAGAGACUUUGACACAGGUCCACAGAGCUUUCGUAAGCCGACCGGGGGCGACUUGUGGUGGACUUGUCAGUAUGCAGGGACUCGGCUUCACACACACUAAGACAAGCCGGAGGUGUGGAUGGGCUGAGGGGCCAGUAUGUAAAGCUUGGUGCUCAUGUAUGUUAAAUUGUUUUUCUUUACAUCUUUGAAUAAGCUGUAGCCCUCAAGUGACUUCCCUAAGUGAUCUUAAUAAUUAUCAGUGGACCCCAGUGGUUUUAUUUUACCAUCUAUCUACUUAUAAGCACGUUCAUAAUUUUCAAUUUUAAUCUUAGUGGAAUCUACAACAGGGUCAUACUUUAUCACAGAGUUUAUGUUUUUAGCUUUACCUACCAGCACUGAGCUAUUCUGCCAUUAUAAACAAAAACAAAAAUGUGCAAUAUAUCAUGUGUUAUCUGAAUGAUGUUUUCCUGUACUCUGAUUGCCACUCUACUGCUUUUGCAAAUACCUAUGAUGUAUCUGUGCACGUAAAAAAAUUAGUAAUUUAAUUUAAUUUAACCCCUUAAUGACACAUGGCGGCAAUAUUCCAUCAUGAUUCCCUUUUAUUCCAGAAGUUGUGUCCUUAAGGGGUUAAAAACCUCACCAAGGCCCAAUAUUUUGAAGACAAAAAUCUAAAAGUCUAUGACAUCCAACCAACUUGUGGAAUUUUAGUACACAUCAACCCAGAUGUGUAAAAAUUGGCAAUGAAACAGAAAUAAUGUUUCAUAUCUACGGUGGAUGUUACUGAACAAAAUCAUAGAACAGACCAAGAAUAAUAUUUCUGAAUUUAAAUGAAUGCAAGAGUUCACUAAAGGAAUAACUUUGCAUAUCCUUAAUAUAGCCACAAUCAAACCUCUGUUCUCGAUGACUCAAUUACUAGCUACUGGUAAAUGUACUACUAACAGAGCAUCUUAUUGCAUCGUGAGUCAGUGGUUUUCUGUAGUCUGGUUAUAUGUCUAGAAAACUGCAGAGGACGUACUAGUCCAUGAAACUGAAAGUAAAAAUGUUGUAUAUUUACUCAAUUUGGUCUCUAUUUACUAAGAAAGUAUUUAAAUGUGCAAUAGUGCAGUUAUCAUCAAUUGUCUCAUUUUCGGACCCCUAUUUCAAUAUAUCUCCUAACAUUAUCCUGUUCAGAACUGCAUGAAACAACAGCAACUUACUGGAGCUAUUUUCCUAGAUAAAGCGUAUGGAUAAUAUUUGUCACUGUGUUUUAAUACGUAAGCUAAGUAACCUCAAAACCUCAGUCAUUACCGAAAUAGUUUCAAUAUUAAUCAGAAGUCAAUGUGUAUCCAUUGCCAGAAGUACAUGUGGAGUUUCCCAACGUCACGAUCUCUUUCAAUAUUUAAGAAUUACCUAUCCGUGUUUUAUAGAUUUUCAGCUUUGCACGAUGAUACUAUAAUUCAUGCUAUAAAAUUAAAACAAAUCAGAAGCUAAAGUGCAAUAGAGCAGAGUUGUUUACAGUUUUAUAUAUGUAUCUUGAAGGACACACUGCACACUGUUUUUAAUCUAAACAUCACAACAAAUUCAAUUUACGCCUUGGUAUAGUUAAAGGAACACCAUAGCUUUAGGAAUACAAAUGCGUAUUCCUAACAUUAUACAGACCUGUUGGCUGUUUGACCGGUGAUUUUACUGUCCUUUUCAUCCUCGCUGCUAUCACACCUCGUUGGCUGAGAUCACCUAGGUCGAUGAUCUCAGUCAACCCAAUGCUUUUUUAUAGGAAAGCAUUGGAAGGCUAGUGCACAUUUUCUGCAUCGUCGUCUAAUUGUUUUACUCUGCUGUUUAAGAUGAAGCACCUCUAAGUUAAGCAUUUAAACUCUGCAGAAUGGCUAAUGUGUUCACUUGUAGGAUUAACACAGGGAGAAGAUGAAGUGGUCUGGGUGCCUAUAGUGUACCUCUAAAUCUUUUUGAAAUAUAUUUAUAUGUAUUUAAGAUCUUAUUUGGACACCAAAUGUAUUAAGUAUGAUUCCAAAGUAGACAAUGACCCAGACAGUCAAGGUGUAACUGUAAAUGCUGAUUUAAUGGAACAAUGUACAAGCAACGUUUUGACCCAAUGGGUCUAAUUAAGGUAGUUUGAGUGCCUGGACCAUUGGCUUCUUUAUAAACUACAGAGUGGGAUUUGGUCUAGCUCCAGUUGCACCCUGGGGACCAAGGGAGUGUGGUGUCCUUUGUUCUAUCAAGUAUGACUCCAGUCAUCUCCUAAAAUUAUUGUGUAACAUACUGAGUCUAAAAAAUGAGCUGGAAAUGGUAAUGCUGGUCAGUAAGACAUGUAGAAUGCACAUCUCCGCCUAAAAAGCAUCUUGGUAAACCCAACGCAAUUUGAUAAAUUUCACUAUCCAGCUUUGUCCUGCAUAAUGAUGACAGUGCUCAUCUGUGAUAAGUAUUAAAUGACCUAAACUGACAAAUCCUUAAAUCUAGACCUAUCUUUUAUAUUCCACUGCCACAGAGGCAUGAACGCUCUAGCUUUCUGCAAAUCAAGGCCCGUUCCUAGUGCUGCUCAUUAUUUGGCAUUGUCAAACGGCAAUAGAUCAGCUUUCUCUUACUGAACUUGGCAACUGUGGUAUAAAUGACCAGAAACAUAAAAUCUUAAAAACAUAAAAUCAUCUUCUGUUGGAAAAGAUCUGCUUCAUUGUGGCUACCUUCAAACUAUAGCUGUAAAUAACUGCUUAGUGGUUUCAAAUGUUUUAAAUAUGUAAUUCAAUUGUAUUGUUCAAUGGUCCUGGGACAUAUUUGAAAACUUUUUCCAGUAAAACACAUUUUAAAUAAUAAUAAAAAAAAUACAUGUUACUGUAAAAUAUAAUAACAAAGUGGGGGGUGCAAUAAAUAGAAUAAAUAGUACAAAAUAUAAAUACUUAUUCGUAGUAGUAGUAGGAACUUAAUCUGUAAAACACAAAAGUCCAUACAUAGUGUAAAACUGUAAAUAGUAAAAGUGAUAGAGGCAAAGGUAUUGGGUCACUCACAAUAAAUAGAGCCUAAAAUAGCAGGCUCUAGCUUGAUUGCAUGUGGAAAAUCAGCUUUUCCCAGCUAUUCAAGAUGUCCCCACAGUCUUCCUAUAGACACUGGUGCUGGAUUCCAGAUGUAGGAAAGAUGGACCAAACGGAUUCUUCAGCUUUAAAAAGUAUUUACUUCAAUAAAAUAACCAGAUAAAUAAAAAUGUAAAAAUAACAUUAAAACACAACGCGUUUCGACAAUAAGUCUUUCUCAAGUGUACAGUCCUCUUCUUCCGGCAUCCUUUUAAAUCUGUGCUACCGGAAAUUAGAUUUCCCGCCGAGUUUCACUUCCGGUAUGACGUCAUGACGUACGUUCCGUCGCUGCGUCAUGACGUGUCGGCUGUUAUUGCGUCAUUUCGUCAUUCCCAUGCGUCCAUUCGGCAACCCGGAAGUGACUACAGGGCUCCAUUUAGAAAACGGGCAAAAGCAAUCCUAAUUAUAAAUGACAUCUUAUUGCCUCAUAUAAUCCAAUUGAGAAAAAUUCUCACAUUAAAUAUAUACUGAACACAUCAUAAAGAAAAUAUUCAGACAGAAUACAAAAUAUGAUUUUCAUAUUAAAAUGCAUAGUCAUAUAUAUACAAUGGGAAUAAUAAUUAAUCCAUUCCAAAUCAAGUUAAAAUCUUAGCAUAAUAUGUAAACAAUAUAUAGUUGCAUAUGUAGACAAAUAUAUAAUAAAAUGAGACAAAAGGCAAAAAAUAAAAGUCAUAAAAACGUCUGAAAAUAUGGAAUAUACCCAAAAAGUCAUAUCAAAGCUGCCAUCUCAAAAUCCACGUUGAGACCGCUGGGAGACAAGGUGUCCAAAUUAAAAAUCCACCUCAUCUCACAGCGGCUCAACGUCGAUUCAACAUGACCACCCCUCCAAUGGGGUUUAAUAUGUUGGACACCAAAAAAGCUAAGCCCUGUAGGGUCUCCUCCAUGGUAUUUUAAGAAAUGUAGGGAAACAUUAUGUUUCAGAAAACCUUUUUUAAUAUUGUAAAUAUGUUCUCGUAUUCUUGUUUUUAAUGUCCUUGAUGUCUUUCCAACAUACUGUAAUCCACAAGGACAUACGAGAACAUAUAUUACAUUUUUCGAAUGGCAUGUAAUAAGGGAAUCGAUUUUAUAAUGGUGUGUUCCUACUCUUGAUUUAAAACUCUCUAAUUUCUUUGAUUUAUUUUUAUAAGUUUUACAUCCCAUACAGUUACCACAAUAGUGGAAACCUUUAUUGUUAUCCUUAUAAGUGCUCAAAAAAUUAUUUUUAGGUUUAUCCAAAUAACUGGUAGUUAGAAUUUGUCUAAGAUUUUUUGCUCCCCUAAAUACAAUUUUGGGUUUAUUAUCAAUAUAGGGUAGAAUAUCCGUAUCCUGCUGUAGUAUAUGCCAAUUUCUAUUGAUCACUCUUUUGAGGGUUUUAUGUUCCUUACUAUAAUUAAAGAUCAUUGGAAUUUUGUCAUCCCUUUUUUUAUUCUCCCUAGAUUUAUAUGUUAAAAGAGACUCUCUAUUUAUUCCUUUAACAGUCCUAAUUAGACAAAAAUCCACAAAUAGAUAUAAACGAGGAAUUUAUGAAAUACUUGGAGAAAGGUUUCUCUAAAGGCAUUAUAAACCAGAAAGAGUAUACCUUUUUAAAUGUUAAGUCACCUAAAAUCCCUGUGAUAUAUACUUUACCAAAGUUACAUAAAGAUGCAUCCAAUCCACCAGGUAGACCAAUUGUCUCAGGUGUGGAAUCGCUUCUAUCGAAUUUAUCGAAAUAUGUAGAUAUACACCUCCAACCAUUAGUCAAAAAGAGUCCAUCUUAUUUGAAAGACUCUAUGAGCUUACUACAAAUUUUAAAAGAUUUUGUAUGGAAAGAUGAGUACUUAUUCAUUACAUGUGACGUUACGAGUUUGUAUACAUGUAUUGAUCACGAAAUAGGAUGUUUAGCCACACGUUUUUUUCUAGAAUCCUCUACUUUGUAUCCUGCUGAACAGGUGGAUUUUGUCAUGGAGGGGAUAUCCCUUAUCCUCCAUAACAAUUUUUUUUGGUUUGAAGAUGAUUUUUUCCUGCAAUGUAGGGGAACAGCCAUGGGGACCAGGUUCGCACCCAGUUAUGCAAAUCUGUUUAUGUCAUACUGGGAAGACAGAUAUGUAUAUUCAUCGCAUAACUGGAAUGCGAACCUGGUCCUAUACAAAAGAUAUAUCGAUGAUAUUUUUUUAAUUUGGAAAGGUGAUAGGAAUUCUGCUUUGGAUUAUAUUACAUUUUUAAAUUCCAACCAGUGGAAUAUACAUUUAACUCAGGAAAUCAAAUCAGAUUGUAUCCACUUUUUAGACUUAGAGAUAUAUAUACAGGAUCAGAAAAUUAGUACUCGUACGUUCUUUAAACCUGUGGACGUCAAUAGUUAUAUCCACAUGGAUAGCUGCCAUUUUCUACCUUGGCUCGAUAAUGUCCCCAAGGGUCAAUUUAUCCGGAUAAGACGGAAUUGUACAGACCUUAUUUCUUUUGAACAUCAGGCCAAUACUCUUAAGGAUCAGUUUAUUGAUAGGGGCUAUGAUUCUAAUAAAUUAGAAGAAGAAAUUAGGACUGUUAAAGGAAUAAAUAGAGAGUCUCUUUUAACAUAUAAAUCUAGGGAGAAUAAAAAAAGGGAUGACAAAAUUCCAAUGAUCUUUAAUUAUAGUAAGGAACAUAAAACCCUCAAAAGAGUGAUCAAUAGAAAUUGGCAUAUACUACAGCAGGAUACGGAUAUUCUACCCUAUAUUGAUAAUAAACCCAAAAUUGUAUUUAGGGGAGCAAAAAAUCUUAGACAAAUUCUAACUACCAGUUAUUUGGAUAAACCUAAAAAUAAUUUUUUGAGCACUUAUAAGGAUAACAAUAAAGGUUUCCACUAUUGUGGUAACUGUAUGGGAUGUAAAACUUAUAAAAAUAAAUCAAAGAAAUUAGAGAGUUUUAAAUCAAGAGUAGGAACACACCAUUAUAAAAUCGAUUCCCUUAUUACAUGCCAUUCGAAAAAUGUAAUAUAUGUUCUCGUAUGUCCUUGUGGAUUACAGUAUGUUGGAAAGACAUCAAGGACAUUAAAAACAAGAAUACGAGAACAUAUUUACAAUAUUAAAAAAGGUUUUCUGAAACAUAAUGUUUCCCUACAUUUCUUAAAAUACCAUGGAGGAGACCCUACAGGGCUUAGCUUUUUUGGUGUCCAACAUAUUAAACCCCAUUGGAGGGGUGGUCAUGUUGAAUCGACGUUGAGCCGCUGUGAGAUGAGGUGGAUUUUUAAUUUGGACACCUUGUCUCCCAGCGGUCUCAACGUGGAUUUUGAGAUGGCAGCUUUGAUAUGACUUUUUGGGUAUAUUCCAUAUUUUCAGACGUUUUUAUGACUUUUAUUUUUUGCCUUUUGUCUCAUUUUAUUAUAUAUUUGUCUACAUAUGCAACUAUAUAUUGUUUACAUAUUAUGCUAAGAUUUUAACUUGAUUUGGAAUGGAUUAAUUAUUAUUCCCAUUGUAUAUAUAUGACUAUGCAUUUUAAUAUGAAAAUCAUAUUUUGUAUUCUGUCUGAAUAUUUUCUUUAUGAUGUGUUCAGUAUAUAUUUAAUGUGAGAAUUUUUCUCAAUUGGAUUAUAUGAGGCAAUAAGAUGUCAUUUAUAAUUAGGAUUGCUUUUGCCCGUUUUCUAAAUGGAGCCCUGUAGUCACUUCCGGGUUGCCGAAUGGACGCAUGGGAAUGACGAAAUGACGCAAUAACAGCCGACACGUCAUGACGCAGCGACGGAACGUACGUCAUGACGUCAUACCGGAAGUGAAACUCGGCGGGAAAUCUAAUUUCCGGUAGCACAGAUUUAAAAGGAUGCCGGAAGAAGAGGACUGUACACUUGAGAAAGACUUAUUGUCGAAACGCGUUGUGUUUUAAUGUUAUUUUUACAUUUUUAUUUAUCUGGUUAUUUUAUUGAAGUAAAUACUUUUUAAAGCUGAAGAAUUCGUUUGGUCCAUCUUUCCUACAUCUGGAAUCCAGCACCAGUGUCUAUAGGAAGACUGUGGGGACAUCUUGAAUAGCUGGGAAAAGCUGAUUUUCCACAUGCAAUCAAGCUAGAGCCUGCUAUUUUAGGCUCUAUUUAUUGUGAGUGACCCAAUACCUUUGCCUCUAUCACUUUUACUAUUUACAGUUUUACACUAUGUAUGGACUUUUGUGUUUUACAGAUUAAGUUCCUACUACUACUACGAAUAAGUAUUUAUAUUUUGUACUAUUUAUUCUAUUUAUUGCACCCCCCACUUUGUUAUUCUGUUUUAUCACGAUUUGGGAGUGUCUUUGAGUGAUUUUGAGACACUGGGGGUAGUUGCUACUCUGUGUACAGCGCCAAUCCACCUAUAUUUAUUUCCUUUUGGGGGAAUAUUUCUUGUUUGUUUACAUUUACUGUAAAAUAUGCACAUUACAAUUUAUUUGUUUUAAAAUUCAUACCACGCAAAAAAAUAAAAUAAAAAAAAAUGUAACACUGUUCUGUUCUACAAAUGUUUUUAAAAAUAUAAAAUGGGAGGAGCAACCAAUAGAAUGUGUCUGCUGAUUCCACUGGUGUCCAUGGUGAUUGCCACACCUUCAGAACUUUAGACCGCACCUGCUAACAUUUCAAAGUGACAAAAAUGGACACUUUCAUUUUAGGAUUCUGAAUGGGGGUGUGGUCAGGAGCGGGUUAUUCCGAGAAAUUUUACACACAGACUUAUUUCUUAACACAUUUCAUGACACAUUGCAGUGAAUAUUAUUGCUGUGAUUUCUAAUAUAAAAUCAGACACACCAAGAAUACUUAUAUAUUAACAGGAUGAGAUUAAGCACUAAAUAAAGUUCUUAUUUGUGAUGAUGAAUAGCAGCUACAACAUACCAGAGUUCUCUCUUACUGUCAGAUGUAAGGACAAGAAUCGAACAUGAUCCAAUGGUGCAAUAUAUAUAUUGGCCCCCAGCAGCACCCCCAUUUAUGCAUGUUAAGGUGAGUGCAGCCAACCCCCUCUUGUUAUAUAUAUAUUUAUAUAUAUAUAUAAAAGGAUAAGGAUUUACUUACCUUAGACAGAGCUUCAAACUAACUCUGGGGUUCAGGCUUGAGCGGUACAUUCCCCUCCUUGGGGUAUAUAGAUGCUUCACGUUUAGGGUAUUGGUCCUCAAAAGAAUAUGUAUUGGGGAUGACAAAUCAAACAAGCAGGAGCACUGUGUAGUGUAGUAUGUAACUGAAUGUAACUUGAUGACAGCAGGUGCCAAGACAGACGUAGACACAAUCUCAUUCUUCUAACUGUAUUAGAGCAAAAGUAAAGUCAGAUCUGUUAUGAAAAUAAACAAAGCUCCUGUCUUUCUCAUUAGCUUUAUUUUGUGCAUAAUGCAUUUAACAAUUUGCAAGGCGUAAUAAUGCCAAGCACUGUUCAAAUUGGAUGCAACAAGCUUUCUAGAGGAAAUCUAUUUUUUAUCCCCAUCCAUACUUUGAAACCACAAUACAAUAUUGUAUUCUCAUUAAACAAAGCCGGUUGCUUUUACUAAACUGUUGAUCAUAUUGUUAAACAAGCAAACAACAUGGCUUGCUAAAACAGAUGGUGUUUAUGCAGUGUCUUGUUUGUGGAAUUGAGCUACACGAAGAAUAGUCUUUAUGGUGUGCAAUAAUGAGAUUUAUGAUAAGAUAUUGGGGUACUGUGGUGGACCUAACAUGAUGUGGCCAUAUGAUGUAUUUUUGCAUUGGGACAUUUGGGGUAUAUCUAUUAAAUUGGUAAAAAAAAUAAUAAUGUGUGUGUGUGUGUGUAUAUAUAUAUAUAUAUAUAUAUAUAUAUAUAUAUAUAUAUAUGUGUGUGUGUGUGUGUGUGUAUGUGUGUAUAACUAGAGAUUGUAGCUGUAUUAGUCCAGUGACGUAUAUGUAAAAAACAGAUACAAUUUGUAUAUAUAUAUAUAUAUACAUUUUUUUUUUUCCUACUGGAGAGUUCCUUAAUUUGUAGCAAGUUCAGUGGAUGACUUUAUGUGCGAUCCUGUUCUUCACAAUAAUUUUUACCUAAAUGAAUUGCACACAGUGCUAUUUUUCAGUCCAGAAUGACGUGCAAAGGUGUGUGUGCAAUUUCUUGUUAGUAAAAAUGUAUAAAGAUACAUUUUAACAGAAAAUGAAUUAUACCUUAUGUCUGUUAGUUCUAUUCUACGGAAUGGCAUUACUUUAUAUCCCUUGACCUGUGUUAAAUAGACAGAUUAGAAUGUAUUUUUCCCUAAUUCAACUUUAUGGAAAGUGAUCGUUAUGUAUUUACAUCUAGCAUUGUCCAUUUCUCAAAAUAAUUACUUCCUGAGUCAUUCACCAAUGCCACUUUUCUUCCUAGUGACAUAUUUUCUGAAUUUUGGGCUGCUAUAUAGUUUUCAAAUGAUAGUAAGCUCUAUCAUAAUUUAUGUCAUACCCUUCCCAUUCUUAAAAGAGAUAUUCUUUCUCUUUCUAAGAUGUCUGGGAAAUUGCCUUGCUGAACCAAUUAUUCAGUCUAUAUCCAUAUUACUAUGCUAGGAUUUGGUUUGUGAGUUGUUUUUAAUUCUAUCCAUAGCAAUGCAAAGGAAGGCAGACGUGCAGUCUGGUAUGUAUAAAAUCUUUAUUUUGAUAGUGACAGACCCAGACAUAGUGGUCAUGUUUAUCUGACAAUUGUGAUCUUAACUCUAGUUUCUGUCACACUCUUUGACCAUUUACAAUUCUAGAUAGAAAAGGAGAAGUUAGCAAACAUUCCAAGGGUGGCCAAAUAAUUAAAAAAAAAAAAUCAUUGUUUAUUGGAAAUACCCCUAAUGCAUGCAUGCAUUUAAGUAUGCAGUUUUUAAUUAUAGGUAUAUCUAAAAACAGCUUGUAAAACCUGCAGGUCUCUUGUCUGCUGCCUUUGCAAGCCCUCCCCUUCUAACCCUGUCCAGUCUUUCUGUGUCUGUCCAAUCACAGAUCUCAAUGCAGCUCAAUGAGAUUUCUUUGCAAGGCAGGUGCUCUGAGCAAUUGCUGACUCACUAAGCUAAACAUCCAAAAAGUAACAGGAUUGGCAGCUUUGGGGUAUUAAAGGGACACUGUAGGCACCCAGACCACUUCAGCUCAUUGAAGUGGUCUAGGUGCAAACUCCCAUCACCCUGCAGUCAUAAUUAUUGCAGUCUUUAUAAACUGCAACAAUUACCUCUGAGGGUUAACACCUCCAGACAGCCACUAGAGGGACUUCAGGAAUCCGAACUGACUUUUGGUCCGUUAUGUGGUGCUGGGGUGUACCCAGGUAAGUGACUGAAGUGGUUAUUAAUCCCUUCAGUGCCGUGGGAGGGAGCCUUGACAGCAGGGGAAGCUAUAGUGCCAGGAAAACAAACCUGCUGUCAAGGCUCCUAUAGUUUUGCUUUAAUAUAUUAAAGUGCUGAUUUCAAUUAAAAUCUGAACUUUUUGUAUAUUCAAAAUAGGAGGACAUUCUGCACAUGUAAAGCACGUCAGCAAGCUAUAGUGCUUUGGUGUUUGGAGUGUUUCUUUAAACAAAGAAAAAAAAGAGUCAGAUUUUUUCCUUUUUUGUUUUUAAUAGCCCUAAACUUAUUAAAAUAAUGUUGUCAUGUUCAGUAUUGAGAUAUUCAAUAAAUUACUCAGUUACUCCAAACUUGUGCUCAUGAAUCGGGUGUAUUUAGCCACACGGUUGGCGACUCAGAUACAGACAAUUGUUUUAUAUCUUAUAGGGCUAUUCCAAUCAUAACCAUUACAACCUGCUGUAGUAAUUAUAAUGCCGGGAGAACUCUAAACCAGUUCCCCGGUAAUGGGGCAAACCGUUUCGCAACCUUGGUCCCGAUGCUUCCUGGUUGUCCAGUAAAGAAUAUCCACAAAGAUGCGGCAGUCACAAUUCAUUGGCUGAGAGCAUCAGCUGACCGGUCUCCACCAAUGACAGUCAUUCUGUAGAAUGACAUUAGUCAGCCCGGAAUUCUACUUCUAGGCUGGUGGAUGAAACCCUUAUGAUGAUCAGAGAGAUUAAUAUCUGUAUGUGCAGCAUUUCAAAAUGAUUAGUUCUUUUGUUACAAUUUGUAGUGUAGACCCCAGAAUUUUCUAACAUGUUAACCUUUUACAAAACGGUGUGAAAUAUCUUUGAUGUGUCAAAACUUGACAGGUCUGAAAUUGGGAGAGCGAGUGUGUGGGGCUUUAAAUACAGAGACAAAUUACCCUUUAAAUAGUAUGGGCGGCCUGGUGGACCCCUGUCUCGGACACGUGGAGGAGCUGGGAGGAUGGAUGAGACACAUAGAGGAGCUUGGAGGUUGGGAUGAGACACAUGAAGGAGCUGGGGGGAGGGAUUAUACACUUGGUGGGACAGGGGUUUGAUGUAAUGAUACACAUUGGGGGUGGAGGCAGGGCAAUUUUCGCACCGGUUCCGGUGGUAUCUUGUUACGCGAUGUCAUCAUAGAGAAUAUGCAUGCCAGGUUUCAAGUUAAAGCGUAGGGUGCUUUAUGGAGCGCAUGUGCAAUUGUGUAAUUAUUGAAAUGCUAAUGUUUUAUGCCAACUGCAGUGCAAGUGCAUUUAAACAUGGGCUUAACAAAGGAAAAUUGUGUAACGUUCUGUUCUGUGUAUCCUUUGUAGAAUUUUAUAUGAUCCACUAAUCAUAGACAUCUAUUUUCCCAUUACCUAUUUCCCUUUUUAACACUAUUUUUUACUUUAAUAUUUCCAUUUUGUUUGUGUAAUAUUGGCCAAUACUGGUAAUACCUACUAUGUGUAAAAUUCCAUGUUAAUAUUGGAAGUUGUUCAUGCCAAUUCACGUCAUGUUUGCAUGUAGAAUUUCCCUAAUGCUAAUUUAGUUCCUCAGAAGAAGAAUUUAAAUAAAGAACUAUACAUGUCCCAUACUGUUCACAGUGUGCAUUUUUUUUUAUAUCGGGUCAGAUUCCAGAGGUAGAAAGUGAGAUCAACAGCCAAGAAAAUUUUCACUGGCUGCAAAAGUGCUUUGCAUGACUAAAUCUUUUUUCUAGGAAAAUGGAUAAGUGUUUCAAGGUCUGCGAUAAGAUCAUUAGAUAGCAUGAAGCCAUUGCUUUGUUUAAAUAUUAUUUUUAGACUGGUAAAGUAUUGCAGCAUCACCGUUCCUCUUUUAGUCUAUACCAGGGUUUCCCAAUUAAUUUUUCCCUUGGAACCCUUUGACAUUAUAUAGCAAAACUUUGGAACCCCAACAAAAAAAUGUGUGCCAUAGAGUAGCACUGCGCAGCACAAACCUUUCAAUGAGCAGACUGUAAUGUUCUCUAUUGCUGGCAAAUUCUUUUUAUAUCUGGUUCAACUGUUCUCAAUUGUAUUUGCAUGUCUGCAGUUACGUCAAGUCGAUUUCGAUACUUUGUUUUUGUUGCAGAGUAGAGCGAGAAUCCAGUUUGACAUAAGCAUGUGCUGGCGGAUGGCAACAUAACUUUGAUUGCCCGCUUGGACAAUUCUGGGUAUUUGUCCUGUAAAUCACCGCAAAAAGCAAUAAGAGAAAUUUCUUAAAAUUUUUGGCUUAGUUGACUGUCAGAAGUUAUAUCGAUCAGAUUCUCAAAAUCUACAUCAGAAAGAUUGACUGGCUUGUCUUUUAUGAAUGGAUUUUGAACCCACUCAUUGUUUUCAUUCAAGAAUGGAAAAUACUGAUUAAUAGAUGUGCUUAAAUGGCGAAGAUGAUCUACAAUUUCAUUGCGAAUUUCAUCUUCAAGUUAAAUGUCUGAUUCUUCAAGAAAAUCCUUAAGUGUUGGCAAAGUGUUCAAAUUAUUGUGCUCAAAAGAUGAGGUCCAAAACUGCAGCUUACAAGACAGUGAAACUAUUUUAUCUCUUGCAUUAAAAAUAUUAGUGUUUUUUCCUUGGUGCGCUAAACAUACGUCAUUUUAUUUUGUGAAUAUGUCUGCAAGAUAUGCUACUUUGGAUAACCACAGAGUGUUUGUUAAUCGAUCAGAUAAUCCAAAUUUAUGAUCCUGGAAAUAUGCAAACAACUCUUGACGCAAUUCAAACAUUCUAACAAGACUUUACCUCGUGAUAGCCAACGGACUUCUGAAUGCAAAUGCAGAGCAGAGUGGUGACUAGCCAUAUCUUCACAUAUUAUUUUAAAUAGUCGUGACUGUAAUGGUCGACUUUUUAUAAAAUUAAUAAUCUGGACUGAUUUGUCUAGCACAGUUUUAAGUGAGAUUGAAAUCUUUUUGGCUACCAGUGCAUGUGGUGCUGAUUUUUGCUACAUUUCUUAAUCAUGUCACAGCGCCUGCCACGGCACCAUCACUGCACACAUCCACACAUUUGUCCCAAUUUAUACUGUGUGCGUUCAUGAACUUCUGGAUACAGUUAAAGAUGUUCUCACCAGUGGUAUGAGUUUUCAAAGUUUCACACAGAAGCAAACCUAUUUGUCAAAAUGAUAUCUAACAAAAACCAACAAAAUUGAAAGUCCUGCAACAUCCGUGAACUCGUCUAAUUGCAGUAAGUACCCAUCACAUUGAUGCAGUCAAGAAAUUAGUUCAGUAUGGAUGUCAUCAGCAAGAUCAUGAGUAUGGCACAAAACUGUCUUGUUGGAAAGUGGCACAGCUUCAAUUUUUUACUCAACUUCUCACUUAAAAUACAUGACACUAUUUCUUUUGCACAUGGUUUUAUUAGUGAUUCCCCAAUUGUGUGUGCUUCUCCUGCAAGUGCUAGGUGGUAACUCACUCUGUAAGAAGCCUCUGUGGCUUUUUCAUUAGCAUGUUGACAUUUUUUUGCUCAUAAAUUGUUUACUCUUCUGAUACUUCUUUAGCUUUCGCUUAAAAAAGUCAAUGUCUUUAUCUUUGUACUCUGCGUGGUUUUGCUCAAAAUGACGACGUAAUUUAGCAGGUGCUAAUGAACUAUUUGGCAAUAUUUUAUUGCAAAGUUUGCAUUGUGCUUAAUCUUCAUUUCUGGCACCUGUGAAUCCAAAUGACAAGUAGCUAUCAUCAUAUUUUCUUUUCUUUGUUUGAGAAGAAGAUUGGCUAGCAUUGUGUGCUUUCCUUUUUUUUUUGACUUGUCACUUGUUUGUCUUUGCUAUUUGAGAAACAGUAGAUACAACUAUUUCUGGAUGUUUUCUGGAUUUUUAGUUGUAUCUUCUUUCUCAGUUUCUAUAAGUGCCGAACAGGUAGAAGUAGUAAUAAUUUUCCCUGAAGAGUUCCCUGCUUUAAACAGCUUUCCAAAUUCAUAGUUGUUUAUUUGUAAAAAAAAGAAAAAAAAAGAAAAAAUACAGAUCUCACAAACUGACUGAAAAGGAUGCUGAUUUUAAUAACAUUCUUAGAAAGAACUGCACUUAAGCAGGAUUUUUGAGUUAGACGUGGAGCAAAAAGAUUUGGAAAAAUACAGAUCUGAACAUGUAUGUAUGUAGCGGGGAAUGUGGUGCGAUUAAAAGUAAAGAGACUACCCCACUUGUCCCCCUAAUAACGACAGACAACGAAUAUUGGAUGAAACAGGCCACAGCAUUUAUUAAAACUUACAACUGUAGGACACAUCCAAAAUUAAUUCUUUUCUUUUAAUUCAAAUAUAAAUAAACACAUAAAUAUAUAUGCAUACCAUAAUUAACAUAUAAAUUAACACAUAUUGCCCUACAGCCUCUAGGGAACACCAGUUGGGAAACGCUGGUCUAUAUGGACAAUUUCAGACUUCUUUUUGUAAAAGGAAUUAGUGCAAUAAAGAUAAGAAACAUUUAUAAUAGCUACAGUCAGCAAGUCUUUACCAAGAAUCAUAGUAGAAAUGUAUAACAUGUGUUUCUUCCUCUACAUAUGUUUCAGUUUGUAAUUCGACUAUAAUGACAAGUUCAUAAAUAAAUAUUUUUAUGUUAAAUUAUAAUAAAGUCUCAAAGAAUGCUACUAUUUCAACCAUUAAGGCAUCUGUCAGGAACAGAUGUGCAGGUUGACGAUUAAUGGCUUAAAAGGAACACUCCAAGUACUAUAACCACUACAGCUCACUUGGAGUAGCCUGAAGUCCCACCCAUUGUAAGGAUUCAGACUGUUUUAUAACAGUUUAACACCUGCUGGGCAUCGCUUCCCACUUUCACUACUUCCUAUGGCAGAAGUUCUCUAUCUCACCUGCAAUGCAGAGCUUAGCUACCUUUUGUAUUCAUCUGAGUAGAUAGUACUGUCUUUUUCCACAAUUGUACAGUACUGUGGAAUAUGCUUGCACUUUCUAAAUGCCAAUAAUGUAGUGGUUCUUGUGUCUAUAGUCUAUCCAUGCAGGCUGAGCACUGUAAACAUUUCCUUUUUAAAGAAUAAAGCCUUCCUAUUUAAAGGACCACUCUAGGCCAGGUCCAGCUAGGGUUAACCCAAACUGCUAUGUUUAUUAAUGGGUUAAGCCUUCCCCCUAAUCCUCUAGUGGCUGUCUCAUUGACAGCCACUAGAGGCGCUUGCGUGCUUCUCACUGUGAUUUUCACAGUGAGAGCACGCCAGCGUCCAUAGGAAAGCAUUGUAAAUGCUUUCUUAUGCGACCGGCUGAAUGCGCGCGCAGCUCUUGCCGCGCGUGCGCAUUCAGCCGGCGGGGAGGAUCGGAGGAGGAGAGAAGGAGGAGAGCUCUCCGCCCAGCGCUGGCAAAAGGUAAGUUUUACCCCUUUCCCCUUUCCAGAGCCGGGCGGGAGGGGGUCCCUGAGGGUGGGGGCACCCUCAGAGCACUAUAGUGCCAGGAAAACGAGUAUGUUUUCCUGGCACUAUAGUGGUCCUUUAAUACAAGGUAGCAGAUCCUUUGCAUUCUGAUGCCCUAAAGUCUACGAUCCAUAGACAUAACCAACCAUAGGGUAUAUCCCUCAAAUUUGUUCUGCAUAGUCCCCAUUUCAUUUCCUGUUUGUUAGAAGGCACAAUUAUCUUUGGUUUAGUUUCAGCAAGUACAAUUCAUUCUCACGUCAGUUGACUGAUAUGGCCAGUUCUAAACAUUCUACCUGUUGGCCUUCAAUGCCACUUAGCUGUUAAAUAUGUUUAAAGUAAUGGUAGUGAUGGAAAAGAGGGUCAAGUGCUGCCGUAUGAUUUCAAGAUAUUGGUUAGAUGUAAACAUAUCCAAGUUUUCAGUGAUUUGCAUCCUGCAAACCCGCUUAACUGAUUUUAGUUAGUCUUCAAUUUAUAAUAAUAUUUUACAUUUGUCACUCAGAUGGCCACUAGAGGUGCUUCCUAUCACUGGCGUUCAGCGUCUCCACAUUCUGCAUAGAGGAGCUGCAUGUUCCCCAUAGAGAUGCAUAGAUUCAAUGAGGAGAUGCUGUUGCCACUCAUGCGCAUGCGCAAAAUCCUCCCAAUGUUUUUCUAUAGGAAAGCAUUGGAUUGGCUGAGAUCAUCAAGAUUGCCAUGGAGGCGGGGCCAGCUGUGGUAAAACUGAUGUGGCGUGGGAAGAAAGGCAAGUAAACUCACCUUUCCUAUGCAAUUGGAUACCUAAAUAGUUAAACAUAACGAUUUCAGGAAUACAUGUUUGUAUUCCUGAACCGAUAUUGUACCUAUAACUGUCUCUCUAGAGGCAGUCAAACAGUCAAAGAAAAAAAAUUAAAUAGAAAACCCACAAUGCUUGGCCUAAAUAUCAGUGAUAUCUGAACGCAGUACACUGAAGGUUGAGCAAAUCAAAGGAAUGCAUUAUGACAAGCCUUUUGGACAGAGACAAAUGAUAUGAAAAUCCAGCCUGGUGCACAUUUUUAUCCACCAAUUUGCUUCAUAUGUGGAAAUUGCAACAAAGUCAGAUAUUCAUACAUAUAUUUAAGAUAUGUAUGCAUCCAUAAAUGGGUUAAAACAAAUCCCAGUGGAACUAAAGUCAAUAGGCAGAAAUUGCUCAGAGCACUUGCCUUGCAAAGACUUCUCAUUGAGCUACUUUGGGGAGUCUGUGAUUGGACAGUCACAGGAAGUCUGGGCGGAAGGGGAGGGCAUGACUUGUUAAUUGGUUAAAGGGAUACUGUAGUGCCAGGAAUACAAAGCUGUAUUCCCGGCACUACCGAUCCCUCUGCCUCCCCCCUCCCUUGCACUCCCCUUCUCCCCGGUAAAUAAAGGGUUAAAGACCCUUUAUUUACUUACGCUGAUGUCCCUCGGCGCUGGGUCAAAGCUCUGCCCCAUCCUCUGUCCCGCGACGAGCGGCGUCUAAUGUGCAUGCGUGGCAAAUGCUGCGUGCGCAUUAGACCUCCUCCAUAGGAAAGAAUUGAAUCACUUUCCUAUGGGGAAAAUCUGACGCUGGAGGUCCUCAUGCAGAUCGGCAUCAGAUAACGGAACAAAAGUCAGUUUGGAUUACGGAAGCCCUCUAGUGGCUCUCUGGUAGACAGCCACUGAAAGCAGACUUAGUGCUGCAAUGUAAACAUUACAGUUCUCUGGAACUGUAAUGUUUAACAUUGCAGAACUAGGUGCAAAAGGGACACAGCACCCAGACCACUUCAAUGAGCUGACGUGGUCAGGGUGCCUACAGUGUCCCUUUAAGGGGUUAGUGCAUUGCUGCAUUUCUAGUAAUUGGUAAUACCUCAAGGCUACAGGUUUACUUCCUGCAGAAUCAGCUUGACCAUUCAACUAUCCAAGGUUGAUAAAACAAGUAAAAUUUAGCUAGUUAAUAAUAACCUAAGACCACGAAACAUCACUUGUGAAAGGUAUAUUUAAGAGAUUCCAAGUUCAAUAAACUUUUGUUUUUGUAAAUUGUGCUGCAACUGUAGAGUUACUCUCUUAUUCAAGUACGUCAAAAGGGAAAUAUUUGCUGAUCUUUCCAGCUUAUCGGAUGGGUUCUGCAUAUGCAUGUAAUGUGUAAAUUCCAUUAUUAGAUAUAGUGAUAAACUGAUAAAAGCCAGGAGUGGCUGCUGUCAGGUUGGGCUGUGGUUCCAUUCAUGUCUUUGAAUAAAUGUAACUACUGAAAGUGCUGACUGUGUUUCUAUUACAUCACUACCAGGAAUGGCUCUCAGAAUUUAGCAACUCCUCAUCUGGUUAGUGCCCAUAGAUUCAGAUUGGAAUUUGGAGAACAUAGAGAAAUUUGGGAAACAUCUCCUUUUAAAUCACCGUAUUACUACCAUUAUUUAAUUGGCAGCAUUCGUUUUCCCUUAGUGGCAUUUGACACAGCUGUCAAUCCAGGAGUAGCAAUCAUAGACUCUUUGCACCAUAAUCGAUAAAAUAACCUGUAGUGGUUAUUCUGCUUAGAGUGCCCCUUUCUUACAAUGUGAAAUAAACAUAUGACUAAAACUAUGCAAAUAGAAAAACUUAUAGAAAUAAAUUAAACCCACAUAGUAAAAAACAAAGUAUAAAAUCAACUGAAAGCUGCUAAUAUAACAUUUAUGUUCCUUGCAAAACAUAUUAAACCUCUUUGUAGAGCGUUAUAGAUUGAAAAUUCGUGAAAAUUGAAACAUGUUGGUACUCAAUCAAGUACUUUAUCUAAAAUAAAUGUUGACACCAUUGAUGUUGUAAAUGUAUGCCUUGCAAAUCAGCAAACAAAGUGCUUCACAUGUUUUCACUUGUUUAAUCUCUUUUUCCAAGCCAGUUGGUGUCGUUCCCUGUUAUAGAAUCUUGUGAUCUCAACAAAUGAUCGACUCAUUUUUUCAAGUUAAAAUCAGAAUAUUUUGUGUUAUUAGCCCUGCAGUAAAUAUAUACAAAAUCACUGAAUUUUAAAAAAACAAAACAUGACGUAUUCAUGAAAUUGCUCUGUAUAUUGGAAGACUGGGCACAUCUUAAAAUGCUAUUAUUGUUUAUUUCAAAUGUACUCAAUAUGUAUUAGUGGUCAAAAUUGUUACAACUUUUUUUUCUUUUUUUUUUUUACACAGACAGGCCUCCAGGGUAUGGAUCCAGCUUUCGACGUUCCCAUCACAAAGGAAUAGUGGAUGAGUGUUGCUUUCAAAGCUGUGAUUUAAGGAGGCUAGAGAUGUACUGUGCACCCGCCAAGCCGGCAAAGUCAGCACGUUCUGUGCGUGCUCAGCGUCACACUGAUAUGCCAAAAGCCCAGAAGGUAACCUAUCACUCAAGAUUAUUUGUUACUAACUUUCUAGUGAAGCCAAAGUGCGUAUUUAAGUCAUCCAUACGUUGUUUAAGUCUGUUUAUACAGAAGGGUAUGUUUUAUUUGGUAAAUACAAACUAAUUAUUAAAAGAAGACCUUAGUACAAUUGGAAAACCUACAUACUCAUAGUUAGUUCAUGGAGAUUUGAGUGCCUUAUAUUCAACAGAAAUCCAAAGAAUAUUGGUCAAACUCUCCUCCAUGGUGACUCAGUACUGAAAGUUUACUGGGAUCCCAUAUCAGACAAGCAACGCUUAAACCUCAGAAACUGUCUUUUGUUAAUUAAAUCCCCCAUUUGAACACACAUUAGACUGUUGACCAAUUUAAAAGAUUAUUAUAAAUUAAAGACUAACAGAAAAUUAGUUAAGAAGGUUUGCAGGAUGCAAAUCACUGGAAACUUGGAUCCAUAUCACUGUUUACAUCCAACCAAUGUCUUGAAAUCAUACGGCAACCAUUAACUUAAACAUCUUUAGCGGCUAAGUGGCAUUGAGGGCCAACGGAUGGGAUGUUUAGGAUUGGCCAUAUCAGUAAACUGAUGUAAGCACUUAUUGUGCUUGCUGAAACGAAAUAAAAGCUAAAUGUGCCUUCAAACAAAAAGGAAAUUAAAUGUGGACUAUGCAGAACAUCUUUGAUGGAUAUACCCGAUGGUUGGUUACGUCUGGAUCAUAGACUUGAGGGCAUCAGAAUGUAAAGGAUCUGCACCCUAGUAUUAAAGGACCACGCUAGGCACCCAGACCACUUCAGCUUAAUGAAGUGGUCUGGGUGCCUGGUCCAGCUAGGGUUAACCCAUUUUUUCAUAAACAUGUUUGUGAAUGGGUUAAGCCUUCCCCCUAAUCCUCUAGUGGCUCAUUGACAGCCACUAGAGGCGCUUGCGUGCUUCUCACUGUGAUUUUCACAGUGAGAGCAUGCCAGCGUCCAUAGGAAAGCAUUAUGAAUGCUUUCCUAUGUGACCGGCUGAAUGCGCGCGCAGCUCUUGCCGCGCGUGCGCAUUCAGCCGACGGGGAGGAGAAGAGGAGGAUCGGAGGAGGAGAGCUCUCCGCCCAGCGCUGGAAAAAGGUAAGUUUUAACCCCUUUUCCCCUUCCAGAGCCGGGCGGGAGGGGGACCCUGAGGGUGGGGGCACCCUCAGGGCACUAUAGUGCCAGGAAAACGAGUAUGUUUUCCUGGCACUAUAGUGGUCCUUUAAAUAGGAAGGCUUUAUUUAUAAAUGUGGUAAAAGUUGCAAAUACUUUUGUUUUCCAAAAAAGAAACCACACAUUUGACAAAUAUUGAUAGUAAUAGCCUCAACUUAAAGCUCUUAGUUUUAGUUUAAUUCUAAAUGUACUUUUUUAGAGUUAAAAGCCAAAAGAACAAAAUGUGGGCCACUAUCUUGGCACUUAUGAACUGCUUUGUAGUAUAGAAUGAAAAUGAUAUGUGUACCUGUGUUAUCAAACAUUUAAGCCAGGCUUCCCCAAACUCCGGCCCUCCAGAUGUUGCUGAACUACAGCUGCCAUGAUUCUCAGCCUAUAUAUUUCAUUCAUAGAAUAAUAGGAGUUGUAGUUCAGCAACAUCUGGAGGGCCGGAGUUUGGGGAAGCCUGGUUUAGGCACUUUAAAAUUAUAUCCAUGACAAAUAGAAUUUUUUUUUAACACUUCCGAGGCUGAAAAGUUUUCUCCUAACUCAGACAGUCCUGAUUUCAAUAAUUUACAUAGUAAUCUCUGAGACUGGUUAAAGUUUAACUAUUCUUACAAGCUAUGUUUAUCUACAUCCUUUAGCCCAGUGACCCAUUAGACUUUACUGAUAAUGAUGAGCAGUUCUGAGAGACUGCUAUAUAUGUAUUUUAACUUGGAAAAAUGCUGUAAAAGGCAGGUGAUUGUUUCAUACAUUACUAAUACGUGAUGGCGCAUGGAUUAAUUCGUGCCAAAAUAAUUCCUCGAAAGAGUACAGGACUACGUGGGUUUACACAGUAUGUAUAGACAAAUAGAUGCUAAGCUAAAACUUUAAACCCCAUCUGAUGGUCAUAGAUAGAGUUGACACUGUAAUUGAAAGGUCUUUAACCUUUUUAAAACCCUUAUCAUCAAGUUGAACAAACCAAUGAGGGAUAUUUAUAAAGCAUAACUCUAAAGCAAAGUUCUAAAAGUAGAGCCAUCAGCAGGUACAUUACAUUGGUUUCCACGGAGAUUAUUAAAUUAUUAAAUCUUUGCAGAAUUAAUAAAGAAAUAAAAAUAACCCACUAGAUGUAGACACUAAUAAAGGACAAAUGGAGGAAAACCAAGAGUCAAGAGGAGGAAGAAAUGAAUAUGACCAUCUACUAAGACACUUGGACACACAAUUUGGGAAACUGAGAGAAGAAAUUGCAGACUUUGAAUACACAAAUCCAUGGAAUAGAAGAAAAAUUAAACGGGUUGGAACAAAAGGAAAAAUUCCACAAAGAAGAGCAUCUGGCGCUGGAAAAAAGAAUGGCUGACAUGGAGAACAAAUUGAUAGACCUAGAAGACUGGUCAAGACGGAACAACUUAAGAUUCAGAGGAAUAUCAGAACAAAUUAACGCAAAAAAUCUGGAGUCAUACAUAGAGGAAUUUAUUAAAGAUCUGAAAGUGGAAUGGAACGCCAGAAUCCCUAUGAUGGAGAGAUGCCACAGAGUGAAUAAACCUAAGGGGGUCCCAGACUACCUACCAAGAGAUGUUCUGAUAUGUUACGCCUCUUGUAAAAUUAAGACGCAAAUACUGAGAGCCAUAAGAUGCAACAAAUGCGCAGAAAAAUACGAAACACUGAAAAUAUUUGAGGACUUGCCAUGGUCAACCAGACAAAAGAGGAAGACCUUUACUGAAGGCACAUCAAUCUUGAGAUAAAACAAUAUUAACUAACAAUGGGGGUUCCCCACUAAAAUUCUAAUAACGCAUGAAGGGAAAAUCACUCCCAUUAAUCAUGCAGAUGAUCUAAAAACCUGGCUAACUGAAAAUAAAAUCAGGAAUAGCUCCAAUCACUAGAUAAAAAAAACGCGAAGGUACAAUUUUACUUAAAAUAAAUGGGCACGAGCGGUAUUCAACCUUCAAAGGAGGGAAGACUUAAGAAUUGAUUUGAUAUAAGAAGAUCCAUGGACUAUUUAUAAAACACAGACAUGAAUUCACAAUAGGAUUUAAUUUAUAGGGUGGGGGGUGGGGGGUGGCAGGAUCGGGGUGGGACACUGGAAGUUUAAUAAGAAGCAUAGAAACACUUAUAAAUUUUAGGAGAUAUUUAUGAUGACAAGAGUACCAAGGCCUGAAUCACAGAAGCACGAGCAAAAGAAAAAAAACAAUACCAGGCAGGUACACAUCUGAAAUAUAUAUAAAAAAAAAAAUAAAGAAAUAAAAAGCCUGCAAAAAACAUACAUAUUUCACUUUCUAAAUUAAGCCAUGUAUUAGCCUAUCAGUUUUAAACAAUUUUAUGAAGUGACUGACAAUUUAAAAGUACAAGACGAUAACGUCAAGUUACAUCUUAUAACAAUAUAUAGAAAAAGGAGGUGGACUAAUAAAUUGCCAAUUCUUUUACGGAAAUAAGUCAAAGCAAUGAAAAGUAAACACCUAACAAAACAUAAGAAAGCAAGGCCUCAUAUUGCAAUUGGUGGAGAACAUCUAGAGCUAAAGGUGAUGGAUAGUUGUUGGGGAGUGUGGGAUAAUGCGUUAUAGAGACAUAGAUAAUCUGAUUGCACAGCACUGAGGAAUUUGUUAGCGUUUUAUAACUAAUAAUGAUCAAAUACAUGUGCACACGGAAUGUACUAGAUUUCCCCAGACACUCCCUAAUCAUUCUAGAUGGAUUGGUAACAUUUCCGAAGUACUGAAACCUUUCUAGUUUUACAUUUUUAUGUGAAUUUUCCCUCGUUAUCCAAUACCUCAAGGACUUUUUAUCACCUUGAUCCUCGAUGAAAAGUGUCCAUUUUUACAAAACUUGAUUUGUGACCAGUAUGGGUCUUAUAUGUCUAGAAUUAAAUGCUAAUUAACCUCAUCCAUGCAAAAUUUAGCAAUCACUGUUGAAACCAUAUGGUCCCACUUUUUUAUUGGUUUCCGCUGUAAUUACUUUUAGAACACUACCCCAAAAAUUCAUACAUUUUUUUGUUACACUUGUAUAUAGCUCCAUUAUUAUAUGUUUUAGUUAAAUGGACACUCCAGGCACCCAGACCACUUCUGCCCAUUGGAGUGGUCUGGGUGCCAACUCCCACUACUCUUAACCCUGCAACUGUAAUUAUUGCAGUUUUCAUAAACUGCAAUAUUUACAUAGCAGGGUUAACUCCUCCUCUAGUGGCUGUCUAGAGGGCACUACCGUGUGUAUAGCACACAUUCCGUGUGCUAUAGCGUCGCUGGACGUCCUCACGCUCCAGCGUAGCUGAAAUCCCUAUAGGAAAGCAUUGAAAGCAUGCACAUUAGGUUUCCCCCGCCGGCGGUCACGCAUGCACAAUAGGUCUCCCCCACCGGAUGACGUCGGCGUGGGAGGAGCAUGGGUGGACCCUGAACCAGCGCCAAGGGACAUCGGCGCUGGAUACAGGUAAAUCACUGAAGGGGUUUUAACUCCUUCAGCAACAUGGGAUGGGGGGUGGGAGGGAGAGGGGACCUGCAGUGCCAGGAAAAUGGUUUGUUUUCCUGGCCCUUUAACUAAAAUUGUGGUUUGCUUGGUGACCAUACCAAUAUUGCUGUGUAGACCAAAGCUUUAGAGAUUAGCAAUAUUCACCUAUAUCACAAGCCCUGUCAAUGAGCAUCCUGUAACAUUGUUUGUUCAUUUUGUAUCCACUGUUUGAGUAAAAUUUAAUCUCUGUCUUCAAUAGGAAGUACAUUUGAAGAACGCAAGUCGAGGAAACACAGGAAGCCGCAGCUUCAGGAUUUAAUUCCUGCCACACAGCAUCUUGAAGUAUGAAUGUACCAUCUGCAGGAUACGUUACUGUAACAGAAGAAUCUGAUAAAACAGUGAAGAUUUUACACAUAUCUGAAUCAAUGGGCAUUUUUCCUAUGAACAAUACAAAUGCACAUUCCAAUCUUAGAAUUUCCAGAAACGAAUAUUCCAACUCACAAGGCUGAUUUAAUCCUGUUUAAUCUUUCGCCUGUUUUACAUAUCCUGCACAAACAUUUCUUUUUGAUAGUCUGUGUUCCCAAAAGGUCCAGAAAGUAAUGGCCUUUUGAUGGCUCCAAUUGCACUAAAUUUAAUCAAUGUUCCAUGGAUUCUAGGAGUAUUAUCCAGCAUUGUCCAAGAGAUUUUCUCUAAUUUGCACUUCUAUACAUGCAACAGGCUGUUUAUUUUUCAGUGUCUGAUAACAUUGUUUGCCUGCCCUUCCUAUAUUUGCACAAUUUUUGUCUUUGGCAAAAGAAAAAAAAAGCUUUGAAUUUUUAAGCAUUACUAAAUUCCACAUAAUGUAUUAUGCUAUAGUUAAAAUCUUCCCUUAAAUAUUUUUUCUUAUUUCCUUAAAUAUGGAUUGAUAUAAUGAUAACUUUGAGUGCCACAGAUGCCUGCACUAAAAGGAUUAAAUUAACGUCACGGAUUCCUGUACGUUUUUUUUCUUUAACUACACGUAAAAAAAAGCUAGUUAAAUUUCAAACCAUAUACAUUUUGUUUUCAUUUUUUUAGUACGUCAAAUCUAGUCACUAAUGCAAAUAUAUAAUUUUGGUGUGUAAUGCUGUUAAAUAGUACAAUGGUGCUAUGGUAUCUUGUAAUAAGUGUUGUCGUUAUGAUCUGGUCAAAUAUAAUAACGGGUAAAAGCAAACCCAUCAUGAUAAAUCCUGUCGUGUCUAUAAAACAUAUUUUUAUAUGCACCGCAUUAAGUGUAAAACCAAAAAUCAACAUUAAUAUUAAUAAUUAUUGCAUGUCUAUGGAUUUGGUUUAUUUACCAGUGCUUACUUUUGUACAAUAUUUGGAGACAGAGAAAGAAUUGUAACUUCAUUCUUGGGCUCUUAAUUCUACUGUGUUUAUAUAUCUAUUUCCUCCCUUUGGGAGGACCCUUUCCCUGCCAUAAUGAAAAAGGGGGUCUGUAUCUGAUCUCCUGCGUAGCUUUACAAUGUGUUGACAGCAUUAAAUUUCAUCAAGUGACUCAAAAAGAAGCAGGUUAAUCAAUCUCCUCUUUUGAAAAAAAUAUCAGCAUUUUGAUUUUUUUUAAAAAGCAAACCAAACCCAUACAAAGUCGUAUCCAGUUUUUCUCUAAAAAAAACCUUGAUGCAACUUUUUGUCACAUAUAUAUCCAUUCACUCUGCUAAGAUCACUUUUUGUGGCUAAACUGGAUUAAAGCGAAACUCUGAGCACCAACAUAACUUUAUUGCAUUUGAUAGGCUUUGGCCCAAUAUGCUGUAUUAUCAUGUUCUAAAAUUGUCAUAGUCUUCAUAGUCAUGUUUUGUAGAAUGAACCUGCCUUCCUAGAUUCACUUUCCUAUUUCAGAAAAAUACUUCUUUAUCAGUGUACAUGCUUUAUCACUGACAGCACUGUGGUAGCCGAACUGCUAUAAGCCAGAAUGCUUGUAUUAGAACUAAAGAACGUCCAGAAACACAUAUAGUAACGAUAUCACUACUGUCUUGUGUUAAUCUGGCUGUCUGCAGCUCGAUUUAGGAUUGAAUAAAGCAGCUGCCAAAAAUAAAGGGUUUUAAUGAGGUCAAAAGCAUUCAAAUGGAUUAAAGUUGUGAUAGUUCCUGGAGUGUCAUAUUGAUAAGCUGUUUUUUUCUCCUCAAAUAUGAAAAAGUAUUGUCACCAAAUGAAGUGUAGUUUUAAACCUGUAUUUCUAAUGCUAUAAUGUCCCUUGUCCCUAUUCAGGAAUGUCUCCCGAAGUGCAUUAAAGUUUUUAAAUUUUUCCUAGCGCCUUUUUCUAACUCCUUGCCUCCCGCAAUGUCACAGAGGAGACAUGGCCUCCUCCAUGAUUGUCCAAUCCAAUGCUUCUCAUAGAGAAGCAUUGGGGACCUAAUGCGCAUGUGUGACGAGCGGUGCACACGCAUUCAUACUUCCCCAUUGGAAACCAUCUCUGCGCCAUGUAACCGACUUUUACUCAGUCAGUGCCGUGUUACACGGACAGGGACACAGCACUCAGACCACUUCAUUGACAUAAAGUGGUCUGGGUGAUUAUAUAGUGUUAUUUUAAUCAAGUGUUAGUUUUACAUAGGUUUUCAAAGAUUCUGUACAGUAGUGUUAAAAUAUUUACAUCAUGUGAUUGCAAUUCCAUGUGAAACAAUAUAAUCCUUAGUGAGUUCCACCCAUUUUAGAUGGGGUUCUUUACAUAAAUGUAUCAGUCCUGUGUCUAACCUUUCAUUGAUCUGGGAUGGCUGCAUAGACUACUGUAUUCAGUGUAAAUGUAAAAACAAAGCAAAUUAAUGUCCACCAUUACCUGUGUUCCCAAACCCUAGGGUAAACAAAGACUUUUAGUUAUUAUUAACUAGGACCUUGCCAAUGUCAAGUUUUGUCCUGGAAAUCACAAUUUAUAAAAAUCUCAUUAAUUUAUGAUGGCCUACAGCCUACUCCAUUCAUUGGAUUUUAAACUGUAUUUCAGAAUGCAAUUGCAGUUAUCAUUGAUUGCAAUAACACUACAUCAGGGGUCAGCAACCUACGGCAUGUGUGCCAUGCAUUGCAUUUGAGGUGCCUUUGCACGAACCAUACAGGCUCUGGCCUAUCAGGAGUCCCCAUGUGAGUUCAGAUAUCUGCUACUGCCACCUGAGCGGUGAUUGCAGGUGAUGAGGGACAAUCCUCAGUUUAUGCAUUGUAACACUUAGGGAAAGUGAUUUCAGAUCACUUGAUUCCAGCACUUGUUAAAGGGAAUGUGCACGGAAGUAAAGUAGCCCACAGCAACUAUCAAAGCUCCUGCCCUUGACCAGUACGAGGUCAGCCCAAUCUCCACUGGACCUCAGGGGAGCCACCCAUACUGCUUGAUAUACACAGAGCUGCAGAAGACUCCACCCCUCAUACAAAUAUUACAAACAACCCACACGCAAACACACACAGUGCCCACAAUUACUACACAACAAAAAAUAUACAGACACGCACACAACACCACAAGCACCCACUCACAUGUAAUAUUACAAGCAGCCCCACAUAUACACACACCACUAAACACAAAAUAUGAUAUAUCUUCCAGACACACAAUUCUACAAGCAGCCCCCAUACACAGCACACAUUCAUAGGUUUGAUACACAAUACUACAAACUACUCAUGAACAUAGAGUAUAACAGCCUACAUAUGCACAAAUACGAUGCUACAAAGCAACUACAGCAACCAUAAAUAACACGAGCAGAAUAAGGCAACAUACACACCUCAAUUUACAAAAAUAGGACCGGCACGCCAAGGGACUUCAAGAUUUUGUUUUGGCACAUUACUGCUAAAAGGUUGCCUGCCUCAGCACUGAAUGGUAAUAUUCAGACUCAUUUACAACAAAUCCAACAUAACACAUGGUUAAACAAGGAGGCUACUCCCUGGGAAGGUCUUGUCAUAUAUUUUAAAUUAUUGUUUUAGCCAUGUCCCAAUCAAGUCAUAGCAUACUAUAUAACAGUUUUGUUGUGCUUAACUGGAACAAUAGAUGUCAGUUAGAAGUGGCCUCUAGAGUCAAUUUACGUCAAUUUGUUGAAUCAUGACCUACAUUUCAUAUGCUACUUGAAGAGCAGGAACUUAGAGUGUUAUAUUGUAGAGACACUGCUUGUUCUAGUUAAGUAAUCUGCUAUUUUUUGUAAUUGGAAAAUGAACUUUUCCAUUUUUUUAUUUUUUAUAAAUUCUUUAUUUUUGAUUUUGGUCGUAGGUUGGUAGGGGUGAGGGUUACAAAAUCAGAAAGGGAGGGAGGGUACAAAGUAGGGUAAAUACCGGUACAGUUGCAAUGGUAUCAUCUCGUAACAUACAUCUGUACAUCAGGGUUUUAGGUAAGGUUAAAACAAGCAUUGAGGCACGUCAGGGGCACUUUCAAGGACAGCUUCAUAAUGUUAGCAUUGCUGGUUAGCACAGUUCCCUUAGUCUGGCAAUUCGUUCCCUAAACUCCCAGGCCCGGUUUGUCUAGUGUGCACUGAGGCUGCUGUGCCGCCUUCUCCUGUGUUUUAUUAGUGUUUAGUAGGUCUGGGUUGCUUGUUUUCGUCUAGGCCUAGGAGUCGUCACGUGUUUGCUGUUCUGGGUCUCUGCUAGUGUUGGGGUGAAUGUGCUUCUUUUCGAGUAUGUGGUCGAGCAGGUUUACAGAUCUCUACUGUGCUCGUCGGCUGAACUUUUCCAUUUUAACUUAAGAUUAAAAGGUUUUGAGUUAUAAAAACACUUUAACAACUAUUUCUUGCUCUUAAAAAAAGUCACCAACCACAAACAAAUGAGUGGCCUUGAAUGUUCGAGAAUUGGAGAAUUGUAUUUCCGUUUGCAGGUAAAUUAGUAAAAUAAAACUCUGAGAUCUUCUAUUUGCAUUAAAGUAUGCUAACACUUAAGAAGUCUGGGUUCAAGUUGCAGCAGGUGAUAAUUUUGAUUAAAAAGUUAGAGUAAGAAAGCAUUCCCUGGACCAUUUGCGAUGUGGGAAUACGACUGCAUGACCAGGCUGGGUUAAAGAAUAAAUCAGACCCAGUGAUUAGUAUAUUUUAAAAACAACAAUGUUGGGGGCCAUAUAAGCCCCUUAAGAACACACGACGGAAAUCUUCCGUCACACAGGCCUUUCACUUCUGAAGCUGUGUCGUAAAGGGGAUAAGGUGUAGUAGAGAGGGUCGUUACCGACUUUUCAUGGCAAGAGGGGAAGACAAUACAUAUAAAUGUUUGGUAAACAACAAUACUGAAAGUCCAUUCAUCUCAUUUCUUUUCUAUACAAGUAACUCAUAAGCUCAGAGAAAUCUUAUAUAUCCACAUAUAAAUUCACAUACAAAAAGAUGACUAUUAUAAUUAAUCAAAGGCUUUUAACACAUGAAAAGGUGUAUUCUAUCAUUUUCAUGAUACAAAUUGUGUAGCAGAUUUGCUUUUACCAGUUACUUAUUUGGCCAGGAGUGGUAAAGUGGUGCUAAUGUUUUCUUAAAUGAAGUACUUGACUAAAAUAUAAAAUAAAGCAUAUAAAAUAUAUUUUUUUGAAAUAAGGAACUGCCAACUAUUGUGUAAAUAGGUUGCUUUUUAAAUGUUUCUUUUUUAUGUCGAUUUCUCUUGAACUUUGUGCCAUCUUAAAUUUAAAAAUUGUCAACGUAAUUAUUGUAUUAUUUGGAACCGAAAAUUUGUAAGGUUCGCGGUUUUUAAAAAUUCGGACUGUAAUGUCUUUUUUCAAAACCAAAAGCUGUAAAAAAAGACACUUUUGCCUUUGUUAAUGAUAUUUUAUUUUUUUAUUUAGUGCUGACCAAACUUCCUGCACUUUAUAAGAUUUAUGUGGAGUAUGGUGUGAUUUUGUGGCAAAUUGAUAGACAGAAAAAUAUAUAUGUUAUAAAAACUGAUGUCACUUUUUCUAUUAGCCCUUCAGUGCCUGAAAAUAGCUCAAGAACGCAAAGUGUUUGUAUAAUGUGACUUUUGUUCCAAACUGUAUUGGCUGGCAGAACACUAUGAAACAAUUCCACACAAAUCAUCUUGUUCUUUGGUACCUUGUGAUUUGAUUGUACACAGUAUAUUUUUUCCCAGCUUACAAUAGCUACUCAGCCUUCCGAGGAACAUGUUAGGAACUAAUCAGUAAACUGAAGUACAAUAUAAAUCUAAUUAUUGAGAUAACAUUGUAGCUUAACUUAUUCACAAAAUUCGUUCAUUCAUGAAGAAUUUCAAAUUACGCAAAGUGCAGCUUGUAACUCAAAAUGCUUCUCUGUAUAACUAACUGGAAUUGGGUGGAAAGUUAUCAGAAUUUAACAUUGAUUUAUAAAAUGUGUUUAAGAUACAAAGAAUCAUGAGUAAUUGUCAAACUAUGUCUCCCAACAUCUCGCGAAGCCAAUAAAGGCAUGAGUAAGCCUCACGUGAUGAUGUAAUGUGACAAUAGAUGGAAUGUAUAGGCCCUGGUCCAAACAUGUCAGGAUUGAAAUAUUUAACCCAUUUCCUCUUUACCCACUGCAGAGCUUAUGUCCUCUAGACUUAUAACUAAGUAAAGUUUCAAAGCAUUUCAAUCAACAUCCUCCCAUGCUGUGCAGUCCAUAAAUUCAGAUGAGUAGGGUUAUACAUUUCGUUUAUUAAGCGUGACCACUAUAAACAGCACUCAAUGGCAACACUGAAGACUCAGGUGUAUUGUUAAGUGAGAUUUAUACACAGAUGCACACUUGUAAUAGUUUAAUGAAUAAGAUCAAUAUUUCUUCUUGGUUGAAAAGAAUAAAUUCAAUCUCCCACAAGUUAAAUAAAGAAAUACUAUAUCUACAG
Messenger RNA from Pelobates cultripes (western spadefoot toad), 79389 nucleotides. NCBI's taxonomy places the organism in Eukaryota, Metazoa, Chordata, Amphibia, Anura, Pelobatidae. The record is from the annotation of a GenBank genome assembly.